Molecule: messenger RNA, 77077 nt
Organism: Pelobates cultripes (western spadefoot toad)
Lineage: Eukaryota; Metazoa; Chordata; Amphibia; Anura; Pelobatidae
Source: the annotation of a GenBank genome assembly
GGGCGAUAUAUAGGGGCAGUGGGCGAUAUACAGGGGCAGUAGGAUGUGUACAGGGCCGGGUAUACGAGCAGUACAGGGUGACAGCUCUCACCCAUCCAUCCCGCCAGCUGAUCGGAGCUCUAUUGCUCCUGCCUGCCCGCGGCCUGAGCCAAUGUGCGAGCUCCACGCCGAGCCCGGAGCUCCAGUAAGCAGUCACCAUGGCAACCAAGCACCGGCGGCGGGGACGGGUACCGGGAGAAAGCGGGGAUGUGGGGCCCAGGCCGAGGGAGAAAACCGGGUGAGAACGGGCGGUGUAAUGGAGGGGGGACACAGGGCGAGACGGCAGGAAAGAGGGAGAUACCGGGUGUAACAAGGAAUAGGGGGGACACAGGGGUAAAAAGGCACUCCAGGGGGCAAUAGGAAAUAAGGGGGGUCACAGUACAGAGCAGAGGAAUAAAAGGGUCACGGGGUAAGGGAUAAAAUAAUGAAAGGAGGGGUAAACAGUGAGGGGUAAUAGAAUGAAAAGAGGGGGUAACAGUGAGGGGUAAUAGAAUGAAAGGAGGGGUAAUAGAAUGAAAGGAGGGGUAAACAGUGAGGGGUAAUAGAAUGAAAGGAGGGGGUAAACAGUGAGGGGUAAUAGAAUGAAAGGAGGGGUAAACAGUGAGGGGUAAUAGAAUGAAAGGAGGGGGUAAACAGUGAGGGGUAAUAGAAUGAAAGGAGGGGUAAACAGUGAGGGGUAAUAGAAUGAAAGGAGGGGGUAAACAGUGAGGGGUAAUAGAAUGAAAGGAGGGGUAAACAGUGAGGGGUAAUAGAAUGAAAGGAGGGGGUAAACAGUGAGGGGUAAUAGAAUGAAAGGAGGGGUAAACAGUGAGGGGUAAUAGAAUGAAAGGAGGGGGUAAACAGUGAGGGGUAAUAGAAUGAAAGGAGGGGUAAACAGUGAGGGGUAAUAGAAUGAAAGGAGGGGGUAAACAGUGAGGGGUAAUAGAAUGAAAGGAGGGGUAAACAGUGAGGGGUAAUAGAAUGAAAGGAGGGGGUAAACAGUGAGGGGUAAUAGAAUGAAAGGAGGGGUAAACAGUGAGGGGUAAUAGAAUGAAAGGAGGGGUAAACAGUAAGGGGUAAUAGAAUGAAAGGAGGGGUAAACAGUGAUGGGUAAAAGAAUGAAAGAGCAGGUAAACAGUGAGGGGUAAGAUAAUGAAAGGAGGGGUUAACAGAGAGGGGUACAAUUUUUAAACUAGAGGAUAAACAACAAUGGAUAAAAGGAGGGGUUAAACAGUGAAAGGUAAAAGAAUGAAAGGAUGGGUAAAAAGAAGAAGAUGGGAAACUGUGAGAGGUGAAAGAAAUAAAAAAUACGGUAAACAACAAUGGGCAAACUAAUGAAAGGAGAGGAUAAACAGUAAUGAGUAAAUUAAUGAAAUGAAAAGAUACAUAGUAAGGAGUAAAACCAUGAAUGGAAAGGAUACUCAGUAAGGAAAAAAUGAAUGAAAAAAGGGGAUAAACAGCAAGGAGAAAAAGAAUGAAAGGAGAGUGUUUACUGUAGUGGGUAAAAUAAUGAAUGGGAAAAAUAGACAGUAAGGAGUAAACGAAUGAAAUAAGAAAACAAACACUAAAUGAUUAAAGAAUGCAAAGAGGGGUAAAAUAAUGAAAGGCGGGGAUACACAAUAAUGGGGGGGAUGAAAGUAGGGGUACAGGAGUGAAAGGAGGAGAUUUAUUGUAAGGGGUACUACUAAGAGGUUAACGUCAUUAAAUAAGGGUGUAACUAGGGUCAACGUUGUAAGAAUUUUUUUCCACCAUGUAAGUGUGUUUUGCUUGGUGAUUGGCAAUCAAUGGAACUAUGCCCUGCCUGCCACCUUGGGAUCACUGUGGCUGAAGAGCCUGCUCGGCGAGGUCCAGCAAGGCAAAUAAAAUGUUACACUGAGCUUCACUGCAGCACUGGGACUUGGGACAUUUAGGGUUUAGGAACACUAUAGUGGUAGGAAUACAAACACUUACCUUUUAGCCCUUGCUGCGUCGGUCACCUACUUGGCAGGGAUCAUCAGUCUUGAUCAUCUCAGCCAGUCCAAUGCCCUGGCCAAUCAGCAUCUCCUCAUAGAGAUGAAUUGAGUCAAUGCGUCUCUAUGGUGAGCGUUCAUUGUCCCCAUGCAGAGCGUGUAGAUGCUGAACGUUGGUUCUGCAGUCUUUGAAGCACUGAACCCAGGAAGUUAUUCUAGUGGCUGUUGAAGUUACAGCCAGUAGCGUGGGUCAUAGACACAGUGUAAACACUGCAUUUUCUCCGAAAUGGCAGCGUUUAUACUGCUGACCCUGUAUCAGGCUAAAUGAUCCAGAACCACUACCUUAAGCUGCAUUCUUUCUGGUAACUAUAGUAUCUCUUUAAAAGGAGGGUUAAAUAUAAAUUAAUUUAGCCUCACUCAAUUCUUAUUCUAACCCAGAAGUAAAACUAAAAGGUGUAAAUAAUCUCUAAAAUCUAAAUAAUAAUAAUAAUUAAUAAAUAAAUACUUCCUAACUCUAACCAUACUUUUCGCUCUCACCUUAACCCUAAAUCUCAGUGCUUUAGUGAAGUGACUAAUUGUAAAGCUCAGUGUAACUUUACUUACCUUGCAGCAUCUCGCCAAGCAGCCUCUUUAGCCAAACUGAUUCCGAGGAGGCAGGCAGAGCAGAGUUCUGAUGAAAACUGGACUUAGUCCUUAAGCCAACAUGUUAAAACUUUAGUGCGAUGCCCACCCCUCCUCAAGUGUCAGUAUAUGCGUAAUAUAAUAACAUGGGUGCCUGUGUGUGCGAUUAAAUAAGUGAGCAUCCAAGCGCCACUCAAUACCUGAACGUUUGCUGGGUGAGAUGAAAAUUAAUUUUCUCUUUUUUUUCUCUCUCCAUUAGCUGGUGGGUGGAAUUAGAGGGACAGUAUAGUCACCAGAACAACUACAGCCUAUUGUAGUUGUUCUGGUGAGUAUAUUAUGUCUCUGCAAGCUUUUUGCAGGAAACACUGUCUUUUCAGAGAAAAAGCAGUGUUUACAUUACAGGCGAGGGACACCUCCAGUAGCCUGGGGCAGUCAUUCAGGACAUUCAGAGUCUCCGCCCUCUGCAUAAAGCCACUGAACUUUCCUCAUAGAGAUACAUUGAUUCACUGCAUUUCUAUGAGAAGAUGCUUAGUUUGGCUCCGCCCCCUGACAUGCCCCCUUGGGUGAGAUCAUCAGACUGGACAAUCUCAGCCAAUCCAAUGCUUUCCUAUGGGAAAACAUUUUGAUUGGCUGAGAUCAUCACUUCUGAAGAUCUAAGCCAAGGUCGUAGAUCAGGGGCAGAGACAAACACAGCAGACUGGAAUAAAGGUAAGAUUUUAUCAUAUUAAUGGAGGCAGGGGAAGGCCAUGGGGGGCUGGAUAGUGUUUAGAACACUAUAGGGUCAGGAAUACAUGCUUGUGUUCCCAACUUUACUUGUCGUUAUCUACUACAUUUCUGUGCUUCCAGUUAUUCAUUGUUAUUUUUAAUGAAUGUAUAUAUUUUUUUGUCAAUCUUUCUUUUAUUGGGGCAGGUGUUAAAUGGGGUACAGAAAAAAAGAAGAGAGGAUGUACGUUUUCCAUACCGAUUGGGAUCACAUAACACAAUGCAACAUCUCCUAUGAGGGAGAGACUCGUUUUAUAUUAAUUAAGUGUAACAUGCUAACAUAAACAGUAGUUUAGGCCAGGGCCGGCGCGUCCAUAAGGCGGCACAGGCGGCCGCCUUAGGGCGCACGGGCUCUGGGGGCGCAAUAUUUCAGUAACCGGCAGGAGGGAAGCUCUCCCUCCUGCCCGGCCACCAUCUCGACCCCCGGCGCAGCGCGCGGCAGUGCUGUGAUCAGGCGCGCGAGGGAGCUCUAAUCUCCACCCUCUGCUCCCUCGCGCGCUGCCUACUGAUGCCGCGGGAGCCGGAACAUGACGUCAUCAGUAGGCAGCCCGCGAGGGAGCAGAGGGUGGAGAUUAGAGCUCCCUCGCGCGCCUGAUCACAGCACUGCCGCACGCCGCCCAGCAACCCCAGGGACCGAUCCAGCAUCCACACCAGCUCUCCAGGUAGGGAGGCUGUGUGGAAAAUGUUUAUUUAUAAAAUUAGUAGUGAAUGUAUGUGAUGUGUGUCUGUGUGUGUGCGUGUCUGUGAGUGACAGCGUGUGUGCGUGUCUGUGAGUGACAGCGUGUGUGCGUCUCUGUGAGUGACAGCGUGUGUGCGUCUCUGUGAGUGACAGCGUGUGUGCGUCUCUGUGAGUGACAGCGUGUGUGCCUCUGUGAGUUGUAGCGUGCCUCUGUGAGUGACAGCGCAGGUGCUGCCUGUGAGUGACACAGCUGUGCGCGCCUCUGUGAGUGACAGCGCAGGUAAAGGCUCUGUGAGUGACAGCGCAGCGCUCUCUGUGAGUGACAGCGCAGUGCUGCCUCAGGAGUGACAGCUGGAAGGCCUCUGUGAGUGACAGCGUGUGUGCGUCUCUGUGAGUGACAGCGUGUGUGCGUCUCUGUGAGUGACAGCGUGUGUGCGUCUCUGUGAGUGACAGCGUGUGUGCGUCUCUGUGAGUGACAGCGUGUGUGCGUCUCUGUGAGUGACUGUAUGCGUGUGCGUCUCUGUGAGUGACUGUAUGCGUGUGCGUCUCUGUGAGUGACUGUAUGCGUGUGCGUCUCUGUGAGUGACUGUAUGCGUGUGUGUCUGUGAGUGACUGUAUGCGUGUGUGUGUGUGAGUGACUGUAUGCGUGUGUGUGUGUGAGUGACUGUAUGCGUGUGUGUGUGUGAGUGACUGUAUGCGUGUGUGUGUGUGAGUGACUGUAUGCGUGUGUGUGUGUGAGUGAUUGUAUGCGUGUGUGUGUGUGAGUGAUUGUAUGCGUGUGUGUGUGUGAGUGAUUGUAUGAGUGUGUGUGUGUGAGUGAUUGUAUGAGUGUGUGUGUGUGAGUGAUUGUAUGAGUGUGUGUGUGAGUGAUUGUAUGAGUGUGUGUGUGAGUGAUUGUAUGAGUGUGUGUGUGUGAGUGAGUGUAUGUGUGUGUGUGAGUGAGUGUAUGAGUGUGUGUGUGUGAGUGAUUGUAUGAGUGUGUGUGUCUAAGUGACUGAGCGUGUGUCUGUGAGUGACUGUGUGUGUCUGUGAGUGACAACAUGUGUGUCUGUGAGUGACAGCAUGUGUGUCUGUGAGUGACAGCAUGUGUGUCUGUGAGUGACAGCAUGUGUGUCUGAGAGUGACAGCAUGUGUGUCUGAGAGUGACAGCAUGUGUGUCAGAGUGACAGCAUGUGUGUCUGAGAGUGACAGCAUGUGUGUCUGAGAGUGACAGCAUGUGUGUCUGAGAGUGACAGCAUGUGUGUCUGAGUGACUGAGUGUGUGUGUGAGUGAGUGAUUGUAUGAGUGUGUGUGUGUGUGUCUGAGUGACUGAGCGUGUCUGUGAGUGACAGUGUGUGUGUGUGUGUGUCUGUGAGUGACUGUGUGCUUCGGUGUGUGUCUGUGAGUGACAGUGUGUGUUUGUGAGUGAGUGACUGUCUGUGUGUCUGUGAGUGAUUGUAUGAGUGUGUGUGCAUGUGAGUGUAUGAGUGUGUCUGUCAGUGUAUGAUGAGUGUGUGUCUGUCAAAUCAGUGAGAGUAUGUUUGUCAUUGAGUCUGUGUGUGACUAUCAGUGUGUCUGUCAAUGAGUGUCAAUCAGUGUGGGUCUGUCAGUGUCAAUGAAUGAGUGUGUGUCAGAUCAAUGAGUCUGCGUCUGUCAGUGACGUCUGUGUGUUUGUCAUUGAGUGUGUGACUGUCAGUGUGUACAGAGUGUAGCGGAGCAGAGCGCGGUACAGGAACUUCUGUUUCCUGUACCUGGCCAGACUGACAGGAGGUGCUCACAGAGAGAGCACUCCCUGUCAGUCCGUCCGGGUACAGAAAACUGAAGCUCCUUUAGGGGAUCUGCUCCACUCGGCAAUGCAACAAUAGAGGUAGGAGGCACACACCAGGAAGUGUGACCACUAAAGGGGUGGGGGUGCACCAAGGGACAGGGAGGGAAUGGGAGAGAAACACCAAGAGACAGGGAAAAAAGGGGGGAGGGGGAAAGGGGGGAGGGGAGAAGAACACUAAGGGACAGGGAACGGAAGGGACCACUAAUGGUCGAGAGGAGGGGAGAGGGGCUGGUUUAGAGGCACAUAGGUGAAGAUUUUGGGGGGGGGGGCGGAAAAAUGCAUCUUCGCCUAUGUACCUAAAAAUCCAAGCACCGGCCCUGGUUUAGGCAAUGGGUGCAGGGGUUAAUUACUGAUUACUCAUAUGGUAUUGUUCAUGAGUACAACAUAACCGAUUAAACCUGCUGUAUGUUAGACAACUCGGAUUCUGUUUCGGUACUUAUUAGCAUGACAUAUUCUUGCAGCAGAACAAGUUAAGUGUUUAUAUUAGCAUGACAAGAAGCUGCCACAGUUGCUCUACUGUCAAACGUAUUUACGAAGGCCAUACUUCGUUGUAUAGUGUUAUAGUGAGGGGAGGCAGGCAUAUUGCAUGAUGUGCAGAGCGUAUCAUAAAUAAACUGAUAACAUAGGGCAGGCUGCAUCUACAUUGAACGUUUAAACAAUUAACCCAUCUAUGGCACCCAGAGUGGACUGUCAGUAAGCAUGCUUAACUCUACAAUGGCAGAUAGUGAAAUUACAAGCAAUGGAUCUUAAAAUCCGUUUGGUACCAUGGUGAUAUAUCAAAAGUAAAUUACCCCAGGCUAAACAUACAUGAGAGUAGAGACACCGAACUUGCAUUGUGACUAGUUAUUUAUGUGUGUCGCUGGCCCCCCUUUCCACGUGUAUAGGCCGCAUGUCGGGCAACUAUAGGCCAGUAAGCCUUACUUCAGUAGUGGGGAAAGUGAUGGAAACCAUGUUAAAGGAUAGGAUUGAUGAACAUCUAAAAACACAUGGAUUUCAAGAUCAGAGACAACAUGGGUUUACUUCAGGGAGAUCAUGCCAAACUAAUCUUAUUGAUUUUUUGAUUGGGUAACUAAAAUUAUAGAUCAGGGUGGUGCAGUAGACAUUGCUUACCUAGAUUUCAGUAAGGCUUUUGACACUGUUGCACAUAGAAGGCUUAUCAAUAAACUGCAAUCUUUAAGUUUGGAUUCAAAUAUUGUUGAAUGGGUAAGGCAGUGGCUGAGUGACAGGCAACAGAGGGUUGUAGUUAAUGGAAUAUAUUCGAAGCUUGGACUUGUCACCAGUGGGGUACCUCAGGGAUCUGUACUUGGACCCAUUCUCUUUAAUAUUUUUAUUAGUGCUAUUGCAGAAGGUCUUGAUGGUAAGGUAUGUCUUUUUGCUGAUGAUACUAAGAUAUGUAACAGGGUUGAUGUUCCAAGAGGGAUAAGCCAAAUGGCAAAUGAUUUAGGUAAACUAGAAAAAUGGUCAGAAUUGUGGCAACUGACAUUUAAUGUGGAUAAGUGCAAGAUAAUGCAUCUUGGACGUGAAAACCCAAGGGCAGAGUACAGAAUAUUUCUAACCAUAUGAGGAAAGGGAUUUAGGGGUGAUUAUUUCUGAUGACUUAAAGCAGAAAUGUAGAGGCAGAGCAGAAAUGUAAGUAAAGUAUUGUACACAGUACUGGAGACCGUAUCUUCAGAAGGAUAUUGAUACCUUAGAGAGGGUUCAGAGAAGGGCUACUAAACUGGUUCAUGGAUUGCGGGAUAAAACUUACCAGGAAAGGUUAAAGGAUCUUAACAUGUAUAGCUUGGAGGAAAGAUGAGACAGGGGGGAUAUGAUAGAAACAUUUAAAUAUAUAAAGGGAAUCAACACAGUAAAGGAGGAGACUAUAUUUAAAAGAAGAAAAACUACCACAACAAGAGGACAUAGUCUUAAAUUAGAGGGACAAAGGUUUAAAAAUAAUAUCAGGAAGUAUUACUUUACUGAGAGGGUAGUGGAUGCAUGGAAUAGCCUUCCAGCUGAAGUGGUAGAGGUUAACACAGUAAAGGAGUUUAAGCAUGCGUGGGAUAGGCAUAAGGCUAUCCUAACUAUAAGAUAAGGCUAGGGACUAAUGAAAGUAUUUAGAAAAUUUGGCAGACUAGAUGGGCGGAAUGGUUCUUAUCUGCCGUCACAUUCUAUGUUUCUAUGUUUCUAUGUUGGAGCCGAGCGGAAUUGGGUGAGAUAUUCACACAUUUGGUAUCUAUCGAUUUGUCUCGGGUUCCUCAGUCCUUUAACAGCCAGUGUGAGUCCGAGUGUAGCUUAGUUCUGUAAAAAUUUAGCUAAGAUAGUCGUUUGUUCCAGGAGCUCUCGCUGCUUGCAUCCGCUCAGCUCGGCGGUCAGGCCCCGUCCCCUCAAUGAAUGUAUUUAACCACUAUUUAUUGUAUACAUUUUAUUCUUUUUGGUGAUAACAUUUCUUUUCAUCAAAUGUGUGCCAACCUCCCUUCUCCCUCUCCCCUCCCCACCAUGAUUCCUUGUCCAUCCUAGAACUAAAUACCUUCAUCUUUGUUCUUUUUCCAUUCCUGUUUAGAGGCCUCCAACUAACCUAACCAACCAACAGAAAAAAAGAGAAACUUCAUUUUCACUAAAUUAUUAAUCCACGACCCCGCUUCAGUCUUACUUAGUUUAGAGCAUGCUUCUUCAGUUUAUCGAGAUUUCACUCAAUUACCAUUACAACUUAUCAAUGGCUCAAAUUAUACUUUAAUUCUCUCUGGCCAUCACCUUUAAAUUACCCAUGCUACAUAUUGUCUUAUCUUCCCAUUUCAACCCUUAUAAGUUUACAGGUAUUUAACUGAGGCCUUGCGUUAAUAGUUUUGGAUAAACAUUUCAAAUGAUCACAAUCGGUUAGAAAAACUGUUCAGAUAUUUCAUCUACAGACGUCACCGUUAAAGUCAAUGGAAAUUUCUGAAGAUAAAUCAUUUGAUAAGUUUUUCUAACAGAUUGUGAUCAUUUGCAACGCUUAUUCAUAAAUAUAAAAUCAAGACCUAAGUUAUUUGUAUAAAAGAGCUUUUUAAAAUAAAGUAUCUGUAUAUAUGUAAGUGUGUAUAACCUGUGUGUAGCCGUGUUAAUUUUCUUUUUAAUAAUAUAAAACACAUACAAAUUUUAUUUUCAUUUUUUCCAUGUAAAGGAUUAAAAAGUCUAGGCCUCGAAGUACAUCAUGGCAGAAGUUCAUUGUUGGCGGUAUCCUGUGUGUUGCUGGAAGUUUAGUUGGUGGAUUACUUGUUUGGCAUCACCAGAGCAGCGUUGGCAUGGAAGUUUUGGCAGCGCAGCGUGAGACGCUAGAUCAUCGAUUCUACCAGGUGCCCUGCUCAGAGGAUUACAAUAACCACAGGAGGUUUGCUGGUAAUGCUUGUGUAACGUGAAACUAACAGACUAAUAGUGAUCGCAGAGCACUUUGCCAAGUUUAUACACAGCUUUGUAACACACUUUAAAAUUGACAAUAGAUUUUAACAGUGUUAGGAUGGAAAAAUAGCUGAGUUGAAAACUUCUCCAAUUCAGAAAUGUUGACAUAAGAGCUGUUCAAGUCUCCACAAUUCUGAAGUUUACCCAAGCCCAUACAAUAUUCAGGUACAAAUCGAGCACAGGGGCCUGCAUGUGGCCCUUUAACGCCAUGAAGUAGGUUGGCGAGAUUUCCUCAGCCAUACUGCAUUUGCAGGUUUCUGACAUGAUGGCUCAGUUGACUGUCCCAUAACAUGGCAGCGCUGAGAGGAGAUAUGGAACAUGCAGUGUGCACAGGGGAGAUUGGGGCAGAAAACCUGUUUAAGCUAGCUAGAUCCUGUAAAACCACUCCAAAAGGUAAACGUAAACAAAAAUAAUAUGGAUCUUGUUAAAGGAACACUAUCGAAUCAGGAACACAAACAGGUAUUCCUGACCCUAUAGUGUUAAAAACACUGUCUAGCCCCCCUUGCCUCCUAAAUAUAGAAAAUCUUACUUGUAUUUAAGUAAGCUGCUGCCUCUGCCCCUAAACUGUCUGCUGACCUCAUCAGAAGUGAUUCUGUGAGCCAAUCACAUGCUUUCCCAUAGGAUUGGCUGAGACGGUCAAGGAGGCAGAUCAGGGGCAGAGCCAGCACAAGUCAAACACUGCCUGGCCAAUCAGCAUGUCCCCAUAGAGAUGAAUUAAAUCAGUGCAUCUCUACAAGGAAAGUUCAGUGUCUGCAUGCAGAGGAGACACUUAAUGGCAGUGCGGCUCACUGUGCAAGACUGCCCCAGGAAGAACCUCUAGCAGCCAUCUAAGAAGUGGCCAGUGGAGUUAUUACUAGGCUGUAAUGUAAACACUGCAUUUUCAGUAUCUCCUCAUAGAAAUGCAUUCAAUCAAUGAAUGUCAGUCACAUUGUGCAGCAUUGCCCCAGGAAGCACCUCUAGCAGUCAUCUGAGGAGUGGCCAACUGGGUUGUCCCUAGGCUGUAAUGUAAACACUGCAUUUUCUCUGAAAAGAUAGUGUUUACUGCAAAAAGCCUGAAGGGAAUGAUUCUACUAACCAGAACAAAUACAAUAAGCUGUAGUUGUUCUGGUGACUAUAGUGUCUCUUUAACACAACACUUCAAGCACCACAACUACUACACCUCGCUGGUGCCCUCCCGAAUUAAGUAGCGAAAGCAUCACUGGCAGUGUACAUCACAGUAAGGGGCAAGGUGUAUUUGUAUGUGUGUCAUUGUGUAUGUGAACAAGCAUGACAAUGUAUAACUUGGAAUGUACACUGUACAGCAAGCAUGUCAAGCCCGCGAGUUUAACAUGCUUACUAAGGCAGAGUAGGGACCUGCUCUCCCCACAUUGCAGGUGCCUACUCUGCUAGACUUUACCCGGCCAGGGAGGAGAGGUCGCUGGUGGUAGCGCGUGCCCUCUGUAGUGAUGCUGGGUUCCGGAAUAUGAUGUCAUUCCGGUACCUGGCAUCAUUAAACUGCGUGUGUGCGGGAGCAGUGAGGAGCAGGAAUGGAGACCUCCCGAUAGAAGAUCCCCACUGGACCCCAGGGAGAGGCCCCACACCAGCUCCCAAAGGUAGGGAACAAUAAAUAAAAGGAUGUGAGUGUGUGCAAGAAUGUGUGUGUGUGUGUGUCUGUCAGAGAGUGAGUGUGUGCGUCUUGUCAGUGUGUGUGUCUGUCUGUCAUUGUGUGUGUGUGUGUCAGUGAGUGUGUGUGUCUGCCAGUGAGUGUGUGUUGGUCAGUGUUGAGAUGGCCACGGCUGGACAGUGGAAGAACUGGAGGUGCACAGAGGCACGCAACGCCACAUCACAUUUAGACGUGACGUCAACGUGCUCCACCUUCACAGGGCUUUGGCACAGGGCGCCAUUGGGGGUAUACCAGAGGCUGGACUCCGGAGUCGCAUACUGGCAGCGGCAAUGUGAGUGGAGUCUGCUUGUUGGUUAAUGUUGUUGUUGUGUUUUUGUUUUUUAACAGAGGGGGGUGCUGGGAUUUAGUAGAGGGGGGGACUGGGGUUUAGUAGAGGGGGGGGGGCUGGGGUUCAGUAGCUAGCCUUUGAAUUUGACAUGCUUGCUGUACAGUGUAUAUCUGUGAAUCAUGUUUUGCCUCUGUAUUUGUCUGGGUGUGUAUGUGUAGCUUGGGAUGUGUGUCUAGGAGAGUAUGUCUGGGAGUGUGGGCCAGGGAGCUCUGCAGAUGUUUUUAUUUAGUUUUUUUAUGGGCCCCACUACUUCCAAUGGCGAUCCUUGCCUUACCUAUGAUUUGCCCCAGCUGUGGCUUAAAGAUAGAUAUUUAAUUGUUAUUUGAUAUUACAGCUGGGGAUUUACCUUUUGGCUACCCCUGCUUUAGACUCCAUUAAUUUGAAGAAAUGCCCCCAUCCCGAUUUAUAUAACCUUCUAUAGCUCGGUAGUUAACCUUCAGUGAUCUGAUUGGCAUGAUGUGCCUGCAGUCUCGCCGCUGUCUAUCAACAGAGGACAAGGAACUCAUGUCCAGCUAUCUGCUACUAAACAUGCAGUAAUACUGGGCCGCUGCCGUAUAUGACUUUAUCCAUUUUUACCAAGUGCCUCAUUUAGUUAACAUUGUUCUGGGCUUGGCAGGUGGUGUCACUGCUAAUCAGUUCGCAGCUUCAACUUCCUAACUAAACGAGCAAUUGUCAAGUAAUAUCUAAGCUCUGUUUGAAUAGUGGAAAUAGUUUUAUACAAUGCCAAAUCCAAACAGCCAGCGCGGUGCAGUACUGGUUAAUUAAUAAGCCAUUCUUUAGAAAACACGUCUCUAAUCAGGGACUGUGUUAAACUCUUGUUUGCGACUCCACUUCCGAUUCCUUUCGUCUCCAGCUGUUUAAAACACACUUAAGUUUGGUCUCCCAUAGCUCAUCUCUGCCUCCAUAGACAUUUAGUCAUUUCCAGAUUUCUCUUAAUCAACAGAAACAGCUUAGUAUCAGGGAAAUUGACGUUAAAUGAAAAGCCCCUGUGGAGAGCCCUAUUACUAUGUAUGUAGGAACAUUGAGUAGAGAGUCUGAGGUUUCACUGGAAAAAGCACCUUCACAGCAGCAAUCAAGAAGUGGGGGGUGAGGAGAUGAUAUUUGGCAGCUUUUAAUGUAUCAUUUAAAGGGAAUCUAUAACAUGAACAGGAUUGUAGGGCAUAAAAAACAAUUUUAUUGUAGUACAGAUGUAUACUACUUUUAUCCUGACGAAGAUUCAUUGUGAAACUCAUUAACCUUUGUCAAAGUGAUCUAUUUGCUUUACCGGUAUGCAUGGUAAAGUCAGUCUUUUUGUAAAAUGAGGCAACCUUGGCCCAUGAAGCUUACAAUCUAGUAAAAAGCUGUCUUCAAGAUUUUGUUUAAUGUUCUUUGUUGUAAUAUUUUAGUGGGGUAAUGUCCCAAUUAGUUGUCAAUAUUUAAACAAGUAAAUAUAUAUAUAUAUUUUAUUGAAUUACGAGCACAAACAAAAUGCUACCUAUUCACCUCAUAUUUGUGAAUGGUAAUUGUUGGUGCUCACAAAAUAAACUUGCCAGUCUGUCACAUGUGCAUUUUUCAUGGGGUAUAGAGCUGGCUGUAUCCCUUGAUCCUGAUUGCUUCUGACAGUGUUCAAUAACCUGUAAUUUCCAUUUGAUUAUAUUGUUGCCUGGGUGUCACACGUAAUGUGCCCUGCGCAGUAACCUGCUUUGUCAGAUGGGUAAACAAUGAAUAAGAUAAUAAGUUAGCAGAGUAGUAGCAGCGAUUGAAAAUGUAUGUGAUGUCUCCAUAUUCCUUCAUCCUUUUUUUCUUUCCUUAUCUCGGUGAACAGAGAGGAACACAUUGCAGGAUUCUACACUUGGACUAUGAUUAAACAGUUAGGGAAUGGUAGUCAGUGAGCAGAAAGGAGCUGUUUUGGUGCUUUGACAGCUGUGUGGGUGUACCCAAAACCAUUUUACAAAUUGACAAAUAAUGAGUUAACCAGUUACCCAUGUGGUACAGUGUCUCAUUCUCCCCUCGGUACCAGCUGCCCGUGUGCAGGAAGCAUACCUUACCUGCAGUUAUCAAGCUGCCUGGCUGACUCUGCUGGGGCCUCGGUGCACAGGUCUAAUGUUAUAGCUGGGAGUGUGAGAUCGGAGUGCAUUGCAUGUUAAUUAACUGAUUACACCUGGGUCCCAGCAGCAGUGUGUGUUUGUGUGGAAAGUAUGAGAAAACCGUUAUAUAGAGUAUCUGCUUCUCAUUAUUCCUGUUUAAAUAUUCCAUCCUUGUCGGAAGAUGGAAUUUAAUCUUAUGCAUGGUUGGACUUUGUUUUAGACUCAUUAUAUAGCUCCGGGGGAUUAUUUCACCCAAACAUGGCCGAGUGUCUUUAGUAUCACAGUCUGGGGCAGCUGAGCUCUGGGAAGUAACCUGACUAUGAUUGAGACCCUUGCAGCUGUUUAUUGUAUUUUGAUUUAACACUUCUAGCAGUCACUUGUUCAUUGGAUCUAGGGUUUUGUGUUCGCUAAUCAGCUUGCAAAUUUAAGACAGAAAUAACUAAAAAGCUGGUAACAAAAACCUCAAACUUAACAAUUGGAUAUUUCUUCCAGCCACUAUAAUUAUUGCAAACCCCCCCCAAAACUUAAUUAUUAAAACCUGUUUUUCUGGCUCUAGAGAAUCAUGGAGUGCCCCCCUUUCCAUGUCACUGAAGGGGUUAAAACCCCUUCAGCUACUUACCUGAAGUCAGCGCCGAUGUCCCUCGGCGCUGGGUCAGGCUCAGCUCAUGCGGAGGGGGAGACUUACUGCACAUGCGCGGCAAUGGCCGUGCGCGCAUUAGACCUCCCCAUAGGAAAGCAUUAUUCAAUGCUUUCUUAUGGGGAAAAUCGGAGGCUGAGGACGUCCAGCGUCAGGUAAUGGACCAAAAGUCCGUUUAGAUUCCGGAAGCGCCCCCAGUGGCUGUCUGGUAGACAGCCACUGGAGGCAGUCUUAGAGCCGAAGUGGUCUGGAUGCCUACAGUGUACCUUUAACACUCGUGAAAGCACUGCCUUCUCAGACUGUGUGUCUAAUUAUUAUUAUUAUUAUUUUAUUAUUUAUAUAGCGCUAGCAAAUUCCAUAGCGCUGUACAAUGGGUGCCUUCCUUGUUUAAGCAUGAUUACAACAUAUAUAUAUAUAUAUAUAUAUAUAUAUAUAUAUAUUAAUUCAAAUAUAUGUCAAAAAUUGCAUUAGAGGCCCAUAAGAAGUGUUUUUUUUUUUUUAUUAUUCUUUAUUUUUUCAUCUUGGCAGGAAAACAGCAAUAUAACAUUAGCAGAGAGUAUGUUGUAAAAUUCGUACAGCAUGUGACAUAGGUAGAUGCUAUACAGGUUAUGAUUUACACGGUUAGGUAUACUUGUUGCUGUCCGCCAAGGGUUUUUCACUUUCACAAAAAUCCGCAGUAUUGUAAGACAUGUGCAUAAAUGAACUUUGAUGGUUCCGCAAUACAGAUACCCAAACAUAGUCACAAAGUUGCAUGCGUACGUAAACUAUUCGAGAUGGGUAUUUGGUAUACCAAGCCACUGGCAGACCUGUGUCGUGUUGGAUGUCUCGCCUUGUAUAUCGUCCCCUUCGGAGAUAGGGGUAUUUCCAAGGAAGGAAAAGAAAAAAAGAUUGAAAAAGGGAGAGCGAAGAGAGUAGGGGAGUGUGGUAUAUUCGUUGUUCAGUGAUUUGCAUCGGGUGAGCGGGCCUCGGGGGAUGGGGGACGGAGCGGUCACCAGGCAUUCCCCGGGACGGAGCAGUGGUCUCAGUCUUGACCCAAUGUGCUGUCAUCCCAUGGAUCCCAAAUCUUAUGGAAUGUUUUAGUGGACCCUCUCACUCUAGCUGUCAGGUCGUCCAUUAGUCUCGUCUCUCUAAUUCUAGCCAUGAUUUCCGUCACGCUUGGGAUUUUUUGUUGCAGCCAGGAGGCUGCUGCUGCCUUCCUGAUAAGAAGUGGUUUUUUUUUUUUGCAACAUAUAACAAGAACAAUCAAGCAACAAAAUGAGUUUGGAUCACUUUUACAUCACCACACAUCUAGUCAAAGCCGUUGUCCAACAAUAUAGUGGGACAUUGAUCGCAAACAUUUGCAUGCCAGGCGUAGCUGUAUUGUGAACUGCAGUUAUAGCUAAGUUUGCUCAGCUAAUACCUUUUAUGUAGUUUUUUUUGUGUGAUUUCUAUCUACCCAGUUUCUUCCUGAAUCUGUCUACCGCCUUCAGUUCCUGCCCGGCUAGUCUGUCUCCUGUUCAGUCUCAGUUUGUCUAUCUCUUCCUUCCCCUGUGCAUUCUGCAUCUAUCUGUCUCCUCUGUGACCAGCUCAGUCUCCGACUGUCUGUCCAGCUCCUCAAUAUCUUAUUCACUAAAUGCAAAACUGUAGUACAUUUGAAUCCAAAUCCCAAUUGACUAAAGUCCUAGAUCUGCUAUUUUAAAAUACAUUUUGGCAUUUGGAUUUUUAUUUGCUACAAUUUGGAGUUAAGUAAAUAGCCUUGUUAGUCUGUGUCUGUCUCCCCUGUUUCAUGUCAUUCUGUCUCUCCAAUCUCAUGCCCUUCGUCUCGGAAUCACAUUGCUCCUUCUGCAUUAUUGAUCAAAACUUCUGUGUGUGGAUAUUUCAUAGAAACGUUGAUCCACAAGUUCACAUAUGCCUUUUUAUUUUUUCCUUUUUAUUUCAAUCUUUCUUAUGUCUGUUCCCUGUAUAUUGAGCAAAGACCUCUGCUUAUUCCAUGAAGAAAUUUAAAUCUGUGUAUGCUUUCUAGGUGUUAAAUCUGUGUCAGAUUCUGCAGGCUAGCUCAGUGUACCUUCAUUCUCUAACCUAUAGCUCUCAUACAGUCCAUACUAUUAUAUAACUCAAUUUGUUUGAUUUGUACAUCAAUGACAUUAGUAUGCCACUGCAGAAACUAUUUCAUAGACAUCUGUGAGGGAACCUCUCAGAAGAUUCAGGAACUUUUAUGGCAAGUACAGGACAUACAAGUACUUGUAUGGAGAAUGGCUGCACAUCUAUCUGGUGACAUAUGAGUCAUUGGUUGACCUUAUAGCUGCAAUGGAUUUGCUGUAGUUGUUAGAGUCUCGGUACUGGGACACAGUCACAGGGUAUAAUAAGCUGUAAUAGUGCUUUGAGCUUCUUCAAAACGGUCAAUUGCAGGUCUAGUCCAUAUCCACUAUUCCUAACUCCCAUUGCUAAUGCAGAUGUUCUACUAGCAAUAUCAAUUCUGUUUAUAUUUUAAAGUUUGUCGUUAGCUGAGUGUGUCAUCUGACCUGCUUAACCAAUGAAUGUCUUUAGAAUAUGAUUGGAAAUUUUCUAGAAAUAGAAAUUCUGCGUUAGCAAUAGGUGAGUAAGGUGCCAAGCCUCUGGAACCCCCAGACAGAAGACGUUUGACCAAGAACUGGGGGACAGUGCCUGCAUCCUGUUAGCACCAUUACCACUGCAAGGACGUGUAGUGGAUAUAGUGCUUAUGGGGUAGAACACUCCUUUAUAAGCAAAAUAGCCAAAUGAGUUUUUACAGCUCUAUUUUGGCCUAAUUUUUCUGAAAUAAUUGAAGUGAGUAAUCCCCAAUUCCUAUAUUAAUAAAUAGUUUAGAACAUUCUCUGUUGUCUUACACCUCUGCUCUUUAAUACAAAUACUUGGUAGUCUAAGGGCCUUGUUCACUAAAUAUCGAAUUGCAGUAAAUGGAAAACCAAAUUGCACAAUUCUAACUCAAAUAGCUGAUUAUAGCUAUGUAGGAAUUCGUUUCCAAAUCACCUAUUUUUUGUUGCCUACAUUUUGCUAUUUAUUUUCACUGCAACUUGAUAUUUCCUUAAAGGGACUCUCCAGUGCCAGGAAAACAAUCCGUUUUCCUGGGACUGCAGGUCCCCUCUCCCUCCCACCACCCAUCCCCCGUUGCUGAAGGGGUGAAAACCCCUUCAGUAACUUACCUGAGACCCCCGCCGAUGUCCCUCGUCGGUGGUUUCAGGUCGCCGCCGCUCCUCCACUUCAUCACGUCAGUCGGCGGGGGAAACUGAUCACGCCCGCCGGCUGAGGAGACCUAAUGCGCGUGCGUGGCAAUGCCAUGCAUGCGCAUUAGAGCUCUCCAUAGGAAAGCAUUGAAAAUGCUUUUCAAUGCUUUCCUAUGGGGAAAUGAGCAAUGCUGGAGGUCCUCACACAGCUUGAGGACGUCCAGCGACGCUCUAGCACAGAAAACCUGUGCUAUGAAUCAGGAAGUGCCCUCUAGUGGCUGUCAUGAACUGCAAUAAUUACCUUGCAGGGUUAACUCCUCCUUUAGUGGCUGUCUACUAGACAGCCACUAGAGGGCACUUCCUGAUUCAUAGCACAGGUUUUCUAAUUACAGUUGCAGGGUUAAGGGUAGUGGGAGUUGGCACCCAGACCACUCCAAUGGGCAGAAGUGGUCUGGGUGCCUGGAGUGUCCCUUUAAUAAACCCUCAAAUCUAAUGUCUAGCAGAACAUUCUCAACCUUUCGAGCUCUCGAUGCAGUUUUUACUUAUCCACAUGGCACUCCAGAAAUAUAUUAGUGUGCUGACCUACCACACUGUGGUGCUGUUGCAGCAUUAGUCGUGAGGCAGAGAUCUGCAAUGCUGCCAAGCUGCAGAAUCUUGUCUCGGCCUUCCAGCAUUGCUAAUAACACGAUGGCUCCUUGUACUGUUAUUGCGAGAGUGUUAAAACAAGCAUGCUUGCACUUCAUCAGCACGCGAGGGAAUCCUAUUUCCCAUAGACACACAGCAGGUGUGAAUGAUUUGAAGCUGCUUAGUAUGCUGCAAAAGGGAAUUGGGAUGUUUUCCUUACUUUACAGAAAGCAUUUUACACACUUAACUGCCUACAGGAAGUCAUGGCAUAUAGAGAAGUAAUAUAGCGUGUAUAUAUUUAAAUGUAUGUGUUUCUUUAUACAUGUACUAGUAAAAUCUAAGUUCAAAUUCCGUAACAAUGUAUUACAUGGUAAUUGUUGUAGAUGGCAAAGCUAACGAAGUAAGUGGCGAGUGAGGAUUUAAAGUGAUUUUCAUAUUUAAAGGGACAUUAUAGUCACAGAACAACUACAGCUUAUUGCAUUUGUUCUAGUGAAUAGGAUCAUUCCCUUCAGUUUUUUUUUGCAGUAAACACUGUCUUUUCACAGAAACUUCAGUGUUUACAUUACAGCCUAGGGACAACCCAAUUGGCCACUCCUCAGAUGGCUACUAGAAGUGCUUCCUGGGGCAAUGCUGCACAAUGUGACUGACAUUCAUUGAUUGAAUGCAUCUCUAUUAGGAGAUACUGAUUGUUCAGGGCUGUGUUUGGCUUGUGCUGGCUCUGCCCUUGAUCUGCCUCCUUUACAAUCUCAGCAAAUCCAAUGCUUUCCUAUGGGAAAGAUUACCACUUCUGAUGAUUUCAACCAAGGUGGGAUAAAGGUAAUUUGUUACUAUAUUUAGGGGGCAUGGGGGGAAAGGGGGCUAGUAGAUAGUGUUUUCAACACUAUAGGGUCAGGAAAACAUGAUUGUGUUCCUGACCCUAAAGCGUUCCUUUAAGGUUAAAACAGCCAAACUAGGAAAAGUCUCUAAGUCAGCUAUAAUUUCCGUUCAACUACUCUGUCCUUAAAAUGACACUAUAGUCACCAAAACAACUUCUGAAGCAGUUUUGGUGUAUAGAUCAUGCCCCUGCAGUCCUACUGCUCAAUUCUGUGCUUUGUCUGAGCCAAAUCACUUUGUUUAUGCAGCCCUAUGCCCUUAUGCAUAUGACUUACACAACCUUCCUAAACACUUUCUGUAAAGUGAGAUCUAUUGGUUACACUUUCUGCACUGUUAAUAGCUUGCUAGACCUUGCAGAAACCCCCUGUGUGUGAUUCAAUUUAAAAACAGAGCAGGAGAGAAAAUCUUGUAAAGUAAGUUAACAUUUGAUUGAAAAUAAAAUCAUUUUUUUCAUGCAAGCUGUGUCAGUCACAGACACAGAAGGUGUGGCUAGGGCUGCAUAAACAGAAACCAAAGUGAUUUAACUCCUAAAUGGCAAAUAAUUGAGCAGUGAGACUUCAGAGGCAUGGUCUAAACACCAAAACUACUUCAUUAAGCUAAAGUUGUUUUGGUGAUUAUAGGGUCCCUUUAAAAUUGAAAAUUCACUUUGUAUUCUCACUUUAGUGAAUAACCCUGAUAAUAUCCAGGAUCUCAUGAUGCCCCACUUGAGAUUAACCUAUAGGUAUGUGAGCCCGCUAUCUAGAAAUGCUGCCUAGCCCAGGUGAUGUGAGUUGUAGUCCAAUGACAGAUGUAGAAUGUAUUACUGUUGUCCUACGUGAUCAUGCAGCAUGCGUUAUGACACUGGUGAGGGUAUAAUGGUGCCAAUAAAGUUAUUUGGUUCUAGUUAGAAGUGACUGCUGAGCGUUUGGCAGAGCUGGACCUAUACAGAAGUUUAGUACCCACUCCUACUAGUCCGACCUUAAAAAGGUCAGUGAGCAUAACUCCACAGAAGCCAGUCUUUGAUUUUCUAGGGGAAAAAAACCUUUAGAAAGAGUAUGGCUUUUUUCUGUCUUUUGGAGAUUAAUUGAUUUUCCCUUUCCCGCUGACAUAAUAAUAAAUGGGUACUCGAGUCCCCCCCAGAAACGAAAAAAAAAUAAAUUGUUUUUGACCAUGGUGCCAACUUUUGCUUUGACCUUAUGUUUGGUGUGGACUGUUCACUCCCCUAUGUCCAUUGGAAGCCACCUCCUGCUGUAGAUUAGGAACAGUUUGUGCGAAUUAACCUGCAUGCGACAAACUGUAUCCAAUAUAAAGGAGUCUCUCCUUCCCCAGGAAACCAGCUGUGUGAUUUGCAUUGUAUCCUGACUCUAGCACUGCAUCAAUGCCAGGGAAAAAAUAUUGUUUCUACCUUUAUUGCAAAACCAUCGGCCCGUGAAAAGGUGUCGAGCGCUGCUACAGUGACACAUUCCCCCGGGGAAUAGAAAGCCCUCCCGUUUAAGCUGAAUAUAGUAAGCUGCUUAAUUGAAAAUAUAGUCAGGAAACGAGGACAUGCUCAAAAUCCUUUCCCGCUAUAAUGAAGAUUCACGACCUACCCAUGUCAAAUACUUACCUCUCCUGGUUUUAAAUGGAUCCUACAACCCCGUGCAAAAUAAUCCCUACAUUCCCAACGCAUGAGCUAUUUCACACUGUGUAAAAUUAACAAUGUACAUCUCCACACACACAAAUAUUAUUUAUAGAGCGCCAACAUAUUCUUCAUUUAUACUGCAGUACGCACAGAACAUCACAAGAUGAAUAAACUGCUUCAACUGCCUGGAGCUAUAGGAUUCUGUUUACGUCCAUAGAGAAUCAUAGAUGAUUUAGGUUUAGUUGCAAAGCAGACAUUGCUGGGUUUUUACUUCAUUUUUUAUUUUAUUUUUUUUGGUGAAAAAAGCAUCACUUCAGUACAGCCGGUCUUUAUUCCUGCAGGUUUUCUUAUUCCAUAUAUCUAGGAUAUAACCCACAUGGGAAAUGUCUCUCUACCAAACUGAUGGGUAAAGUGAGUCAAAAUCAUAUUUUCAGGCUGCCUGUGAGGUCCAAUCUUUUAAUAUUUCAUACAAGCUGUUUGGCCUAUGCUUGAUUCUUUAGCUGUAGUUUAAAGAUUACAUUUCAAAGAGGGCUUUUCCUAUAGUUUAUUUGAUCCCUUUAAACGCAUGCUGAAAUCAAGAGAUUCUUCAUACUUAGCCCACUAAAACCUGUCAUGUAGACCUUAAUACAGGACCUUAUUCCCACCUAGCUCCUUGAAGUUCAGCUGUAUCCCUCUGUUUUUUAUGUGUCUAUGAUCAAUUAGCCCACUGUACCUCAACAGUGACCCCCAAACUAGGUGCACAACAACUUCUAGAACCCUGUUACCUCCUUAGAUUGUAAGCUUCAGCAAGAUGCAACAUCUAAUUCUUCUGAACUGAUUUAGAUCUUUCCAAAUUAAUGUACGUUGUAUAUAGGCCAUAUGGGGACAGGUGUAAAAGGAAGGAGUUUGACUCUUUGUGCCCCCAUAAUUUAAUUGUCCAUUGUUGAUCUAGAACAAAAAUAUUUUCAAGGUUUCUCACUAAGCUCUAAAUGGUCAGAAAUUCUAAAUGUUUCUUAACUUUUUAAACCAAACAAGCUGAGUUGGAGAAGUUCUUUAAUUCUGCUGUCUUUUCAUUUCAUCUUAUUUGCAUUCAAAUUUGGCAUUCACUUUACAUGUUUGACAAUUCACACUUUAGUAAAUAGCCCUAUGUGUCCACAAUUAAAGCAGAAAAGCCACAAUAUGGACAAGAGGAAUUGAAACAAAAUUUACGCCGCAAUAAGCAUCUUCAGCGUACUUUAAAGCCCCCUCCCCCCAUCCCAUUUUGUUCUUUAACGUUCUUCUGAAAAGGUGAUCUUUGUGUACGCUGUAACUGCUCGGGACACUGCGGCAAUUGAGAGUUUUCAGAAAUGGACCUCACAUGCGGAGUGACAGAGCGUCUGGAGAUGCUAGUGGCUUUUAACAUUGCACAGCGGCUGCUGUAGACAUUUAUAGUAAAUUAUACAAUUAAAAACCACAAGAGACUGGCCUCUGCCAUUGUAAUGAGAUUUACCGCCAGGACAGGGUGAUUCUAGGUCUAGGUUCUAGUUAAUACUCAGACAUAUUCGAGGUUACUAUUGAUCUGCGGUUUGAUUUAUACAGCGAUCAUUUACAGUGCACAGACUGCAAGGAGGGGAGGGGGGAUAUUAAACAAGAAAACCAAAAAUUGCAUAAAUAUAUCAAACUAGUAUUUCCAAAAGGACCUCUACAGAUAAGAUUGCUGUCUUCAACACUGUAAAGGGAGGUAGAAAGAUUAUAUAUAAUAUAUUGCAUGAAAGUGCAAUAAAUAUAUAUAUUCACCACUAGCCCUCCCCAAAAUACAUUAUUGUGAGCAGUUAAAGGGACACUGUAGUCACCAUAACAACUACAGCUUAUUGAAUUUGUUCUGGUGAGUAGAAUCAUUACCUUUAGGCUUUUUGCUGUAAACACUGUCUUUUCAGAGAAACAGCCUAGUGAUAACUUCACUGGCCACUCCUCAGAUAGCUGUUAGAGAUCCUUCCUGGGUCAUGGCUGCCUAAAAUGCAUCCAAACAUUCAUUAUCUCCUCCCUCUGCAUGCAGACACUGAACUUUCCUCAUAGAGAUUCAUUGAUUCAAUUCAUCUCUAUGAGGAGAUGUUGAUUGGCCAGGGCUGUGUUUGAAUCAUGCUAGCUCUGCCCCUGAUUUGAUCUAUGGGGAAGCACUGUGAUUGGAUCAGGCUACCACUUCUGAUGAUGUCAGCAGACUGCUUGUUUUUUUUGAGCAAACAGCAUGCAGAGUUACAGCUUCUGGCUUGAAUACAGUAAGAUUUUGCUAUAUUUAUGGAGGCAUGAGGGGCCCAGGGGGCUAGAUGGUGGUUUUAACACUAUAGGGUCAGGAAUACAUGUUAGUGAUCCUUUAAUGAGAUGCCUUUAAAACCAUGCAGUUUGCAGUGAGAACCUUUUAUUCAUGUACAAAUUGCAAAGUAUAGGGUUGUCAUAGAAAUUGCUGUGUGGGUCCCUUGGACAGUUCAUUCAUCCACUCUAUGUUACACGACCAUACUGCAAAUGUUUAGAUUUCAGUGUUCUAGUUCUUCUACUACUGUUCGUUUUCCCAAAUUUUAGUCUUUUGGCCAUGUAUUUCUAGCUUAUGAAAGAUACUCAAUAGGAUUGACUAGAACUGCGUAACAAACUUGUUGCAUAUAUAUGGUCCAUAUUAAAGUUUAGAUAUAAAGUGAUGUAAUUAAAACAAACCAUCAAAACACCAAAUCCACUACAGUGCGCUGUAGUGGUUAUGGUGCCAGGAGUGCCCUGUCCUCUUCCCCCAUCCAGUGUAAAUGGUUGGGUUUUUUUCAGCUGUGGCUAAGUGAUGCUGCUCCCCACUUCCUUUACUUGUCUGUACUAUGCAUGCAGAUGCAGGGCUUAGCUCAUUGGCUUAACACAGUCAGCUGACACUACCAGCCAAUGCCCUGCAAACUCCUGAUACGAAGUCUAACCACUCUAAUACAGUAAUGCUACUUAGAAUCAGGGGUCCUCCUGGCACCAUAACCACUACACCACUCGCUCAGACUGUUCUUUUAUGCUGCGUCAGCACUGUUUAGAAGACCAGUGAGUGCAUCCAUAUUUCCUGGAAUACAUAAAUAUAACCUUUUUGAAUAACAUUUUGUUUUUCACAGUAUUCUUUAGAGCGUGGGUGUCAUUUUCUUUUUUAUAUUGUUUUUUUGUGACCCCCUUGGGGCAGGAGCCUUGACAACUAUAGCAUAAAAGUGUAAUGCAUGUAUAGGCUGAUGAAAGCCAAUAUACUAUAUUAUCAGCAAAGAACUGAUAAAUUGUACACGGAGAGCUUGUGUUUGAUAGACACUGGGGUAAGUUUAUAAAAGUUGCAAACAGAAAAGUGGAUUGAACGUUCUAAUAGAGGCAAACAAUGGGAUUAGUAGUAGAAUGAUUAAUCUCCCCAGUGGCAUAACAUUGACCUCAAUUUAAUAUUGUUGGUGAAACUUUGUAUUUUUUUUUUUUUUAACCCAAAAAUAUUUGAAAAACGUAUCCAACAAUAUCAAAUCAAGUCAAUAAUCAGAAAAGUAGCGCAGAAGAUUCUAAAAACGAUGCAGUCACCAUAGAAACUAAUAGCAAGUUCUUUAUGAUUCAGAAGUGAUAGCUUAUUUUUUUUUUUUUUUGGGGUAGCAGCACAUCUCACUUGAUGAGCUACGUAACUCCGAGCCUCAUAGACACCUGGAAAUGAGCUGCAAGUUGUAUAAAAAUACAUUUUUGGAGUAUAAUUUCAUUACCAGCGGCUUAUGUAGGAUGAGCUAAUGAACUUUUUAUUCUUUAUUCUAUUAGUGUGUUUUAUAUGCUGUUUGUCCAGUUAUUUGGAAAGAAAUGAUCAACACCAUAAAUCAUUAUAAUUAUACAUAUUUGCAUGAGCCCUCCUUUCUGAAAUAAGUGGUUUUUUUUUGGUUUUUUUGAUCUGUCAUUAUUCUAUUUUUAUUUUCAAUUGUUUUCAAUGGAAAAGCAUCCCAAGUGUGGUCUGCUCUGUUACAGCAUACGAUCUGCCACUUGCUGAUUUACAGAAAGAAAGGGCAAUUGUCUUUUGUCUGCUGUCACUGAGUGAGUUGGCACGAGGCAGCUCUAUCUGCCAAUCAGCGCCCCACUGCUAUGUCAUGCCCCAUCUUGGGGGGCCAUUUCUAAUGCCUGGAAAGAACAGAAGGGCUAAUAUAAAGAGAAAACAUAAUUUUAUGGGUUUUGUGCUGUUUGCGCCUGCAGGGAUCUCGCUUUUCUCCGUUGGAACAUUCUUGGCAAAAGGCACAAACCUUCCGUGACGGCUUUAAAUUAAUUACAGCUGUGUUGAUUUUAAUGGGAAUUUGCCAUUUCUCACCACUCUUUGUAGUUAUUAACCUUUCAUAUUCAAGAUAUGACUUUAGGAUUUUUGCUUACUUGUUGGAAUGCAAGCUGUUAAGACCUAGCAGUGGUUAAUAAAACAGUGAUUUAGAUUCAUUUUGCUCUUACCCUCUCCCCCCACCCCCCCACCGAACUUAUUCACACCCACCCACAUCUGAUUUCUAAAAAUGUAUAUUUUGAGAAAUGGAUGUAUGCCAAGAAAACUGAGCAUAAAAAAUGGAUUCCUGUGAAGACUGUGUGAGGAUGUAGAUGCUCAGAAGAUAAAUGGUGCGCUCAUCUCUUGUCCCAUGUACACAGGAGAUUUGUAACAACUGAUAAUGAACGGCUUUCAUGCCAUUUUGUGUUUGCAAUUUAAUUAACGGUUGUUUUGACGUAUUUAAUUCUUCAGAAUCAAUUAAAUUGCGUUCUGCUUCCCUAUUGCUCUCCAGUAAGGGAUGGCGGUCAGCAUUAAUAAAUAAUUGCUCAUGUAAUAUGUUUGAAAAUUGAGCUGAGUUUGUUCACUCUCUGUACUUCUUACUCCCCAGGGUGCACCCCCAGGAAAUGCGGCCGAGCAGUAACAGACGCUGUUAUAACUCGCCAGGAGGCAGAGAAAAUGCUAAGGUAAGCGUUCGUCUGUGCGCAGUGCUAAAUGAUACUGUAAUUCAUUAUACAAAAGAGUUUGUCCAUGCUGUUUGAUGGACGUAUACUGCUAGUGCUCAGAAAUGAAAGAUCCCAGGAGUCAGGUGGGCAUAGCUCGUGUUCCCGAGGCACAUGGCACGCCAGGGAUAGAAAAUAGGAAUAGUGAUGUUACCAUAAAUAUGAUGUUUAAAUAUGUCGUUUUGUGAUGUUAUCAUAAAUAUGAAGUGCGAUUUCACUGUGUGUUGAGUGAAAUCAAUAGGGGGUUCAGGUAUGGUUAAUUUCUUAGUUGUGUUAUAUUACUUUACCCCCACAUAAAUGUGUGCCUGCUGGGGGUGAUAUUUUAGGUACAACAAUGGAUGUGUAUGAAAGAAAAGUAUUUUGCAGGGUUUUAUUGUUUUAUCAUUUAGUUGUUUAUACUGUUAAUAGUGGCUGUUAAAAUGUUACUUCUGGGAUCCAAAUGUUUGUUCUAUAUUUCUAUUAUUCUGUGUUGGUGUUCCCUGUACGGUUACAUAAGCUGUCGUCGUUAUCCUACUUAGAACAUUCCAUUAAGGGGGAUCACUCAGCACCUUAAUUGUAUGUCUGUACCCAGAAUCCUUAGCGGCUGCAUAAUAACUGUAAAUUCAGGAAAUCGAUGAGAAAUCAUCGCUGCUGACAUGUCUGUAAUGUGUCGUUUUGUUGAAACAUUGCUCUGCUGGAGCUUUUACUGCAGUGGAAGGUGUCCCGUCACAUAUUUAUUUGCCAUUAUUGUUGUUUUUUAUGCUUCCACCAUUCACAACUGUUAAAGUGACUUAGUGGUAUCAGUUUAAGCUGGCCUGUUGACUAACUGUAACACUUAUAGUGCUUUAAGAUCUCUAUUUUAUGUGAUAUCCCUGUGCAUUGUCCAUUGUAGUAUAUAUAGUGGUUUAUUUAAAGAAGCAAAAUUAACCUUUUUAUUUCUUCUCACUUUUCCCUCCAUUACAUCUAUUGAUUUACAGAUUUCUACCACCCUGCGUAUCCGAUACAGGGUUGUUUAGAUAAUACUUAGUGCAUUAUUCAUUGGUGGUCACAGAUACUGACUCACUUACCUGCCAAGGGUGCCUGCGGCAUCCAUGGGGUUCGAUGGCAGCAACUCUGGGCACCUAGGCUUCUUUCUGUCCUCCUGCAGCCUCUGCUCUCCCAUUCGCCCACGGGGAGCACCAGAUGGCCGUUCUGCCAAUGCAUGCAUCCUGGCGGGUGUAGGAGUCUGGGGCGAAGUUAGGACAAUGAUGCGUCCAAAAUGGCGCUGGGUCCCAGGACUAAAUUUAUAGAGAUCUGUAACUUUGCCUGCACGGGUAGAGGCCAAUGUGAUUUAUCUGCCUUUUAUAUUUCUCUCACUCCCUCCAGUCAUUGCUCAGCUGUUCUGUAGCCUAAUCUCAGUUUACUAGUGCAUCCUUGUGCCUAUAGUGCUUUCAAUGUUUGCUGCUGGUUACCAGUAUUUUUGCUUUUUCACUGACUUCGUCUCCUGCCACCUGCCUUUGACUCUGCUCCUCUCUCUAGCUCUUUUUGGAUUUUACAUUUGGCUAUCCCGCUCCUAAUAAAGCACCCUUGCCAUCACAGACCCACCAAUACCCUGUUUCCGCCUCCAGGGUGGAUACCUUGUGGGUUGUGCUUGUAAGGGACCGCAGUUUCACUGCACGGAUUUCCAGAUUCCGUGAAAAAAAAAAAAAAAGCCCUGUGGGCCGUCGCAUUGGUAAACCAUGGUAAUUGCUUAAUUGAGUGCUAAUUACAAAGAUCUCUAAAUGUUGGUAGAUCUAUCGCCCAUAAUGACUGAGUCUAAUUCUUCCCUUGGGGAAAGCAAAUGGACUCUAGGAAAUAAGGGAAUGCACAUUAAAGUAACCCUGUAAUUUUUUUUUCUUUUUGUUUUUUUUUUCCUAUUCUUUCAGUUGUCCUUACAUUAUGCCCCUUGUAGCUUAAUUUCUUCCUUGAGCCGGAUCUCAAUUUCUAGGUAUCACCAUUUUGUUCUCUUCUGCCCAAGAUGGCUGCAGUUUGUCCUUGUUUAGGAUUGUUUUAAGUGAUGGAUUGUGGGUAUAUUCAUUUUUUUUGUGUAUAGCGAAGUGUAUAACUGAAAAACUAAGGUGAAUUAAAAAAAUAUUAUAAAAGCAAGAAGAGAUAGAGAAACAAAUGGGGACAAAACCUUAAAAAUGACAGAGCCGCUUUAACCGUUGUGACUGCAAUUAACUACAGAGCACCUUAUUUCUAUACAGCUGAUAUUCCUGCUGCAGUUUCCAAAUCAAUUAAUUUAUACAUUUCUAACAUUUUGGGUAGCUCAACAUAUAUAUGAACGACAUAUUUAAAGCUUGCUGUAGUGGUUGUGAUGCGAGGAUUAGCCUGGUACCAUUCCUGGGUAAGGAGCUGGGUGAUUCUGCUGGGUGCCGUUUGAACAGUAUCCAGCUUAUGCAGAAUUGCUAAAGCCAGAUGCUGAUCGUGAGAACGUGCAAUGAGCACUUAAAAUUCCAUGGCAUGAUACCGGGGCCUUACUGCCAUGCUGUUCAGACACACUUCAUGAGAGCUUUGAGACAAACCGCUAUUAAUCUCACUUUUUACUGACAUAUUGCAUGCAUCUAUCUGGCUUGAAGCUACUUAUAAGUACCAGAAUAAAAAGAAGGUUGCACUCAAUCAAAUAAACCACAGGGUGCUGACUGAUUAUGGAUCAGCAUACCCCACCCCAUAAAACAGAUAUCAAAAGGAAAAAAAUCACUUUAAGCAGAUUUAAUGGACACAGCAACGUUUCUACCAGUUCCCAGGUCUUUAUCAAGCUUGAUAAAGACCUGGGAACUGGUAGAAACGUUGCUGUGUCCAUUAAAUCUGCUUAAAGUUAUCACAGUGAGUGCCUGAGAUUUUUUUCCUUUUGAAGCUACUUCUAAGUCUGGAAGGCACCUCACUAUACUUCUUAGAAAAAGCUCUGGUGAUAGUUGGGGGAUUUUGAGAGAAGCAGACCUGCGGCCUACAAGCAAAAAACAUGAGCGAGAUGGACAUCUCCGAUCCCAUCACCCACCGCAGCCUGUGUCUGUAUCCCUGCUAUCUCCAUCCAACCCCCACCCUCCUGCCUAUGCAGAUUAUCCCAGCAAAUAUUGAGUUAUUGCGGCUGGCUUCACAGCUCCAAAAGUGUGUCCUGUCAUAUCUAAUAUGGUGGAAGCAGUGUUCUUUGAAAAAAUCUCUUUCAAGCUCAGCUGGUGAUUUUCAGCCCCCUGCAACAGUGAAGAAGAUAAUAACAUUACCUUUAAGUCUCCCAAUAGGAGUCUCUCAAUCCGGGAGAGGGCGCACCCAAAAUAGUACUGGACCAUACCUCCCCACAAUCCUGGAGGCCCUGGCAUCUUCUGUCUCUCCUACAAGUGAGAAUCCAGAUUUAGCCGAGCUACCACCUAUAUACUGGACAGCGUAGGUCAAAGACAUAAAAUACGCCUGGAAUUUGCGAUGUGCGGCUGUGGAUCCUUCUGUCUGGGUCUGCUCCUACACCUUGCCCUACGUCCACCUGGCUGACUAUCUGGGUUUCUCUCUCUCUCUCUAUAUAUAUAGUUAUUUUUUUCCUAUACUCUUUGCAGUUAUUUUAAACGAACACAUAUAUCUGUUGCAUUUUUGUUUGUGUUAACCUGCAUUGCUGGUAUUUCAGUAGCCAGGGAUGAUUCAUAUUGGAUCUGUUUUUUUUCCCCCACACCCAUUGGUUUUCAGAAAGCGUUUACUGAAUCCAUGUUUUUUUUUUUCUGCAGGAUAGCUGAGGCUGGUUUUUCCCUAGGAGGGUCUGAUGGAGGGGUAAGUACCUAAUGACAAAGACACAUGCGAGCUUUGUACAUAUUUAUGGAGAACAAGGAGUAUUUAUAAGAAGGAAUCAUAUGGAGCAAUAGGAAACGUUAUAGGUAGGAAAGUUAUAAUUAUUGGGGUGAGUUGGAUAGAUCAGUAAGAGGAGUUAUAGGGAGACAUAUAGAGCAAUAGGAGGCAAUAUAGGGUGGGUUUUAUGAAAUAAUAGGAGAUGUUAUAGGGAGGGUUAUAUCGAGCAAUAAGAGGAGUUAUAUAGAUCAAUAGGAUUUGUUAUAGGGAUGGUUAUAUAGAACAAUAAACUACGGAUUAUUUAUAAUUUAUUGAACUGUUUGUACUGAACAAGUAGAAUGUUGUUCAGUUAUAAUAAAACAUCUUUCUUAUUUGUCCACCUAGUAACAUUAAAAAACAUUAAAGAAGAACUGUUGUGUGUGAUUUAUUUCAAUGUUCUUCUAUAACGACCUUAGUGCUUUACAAUUUCUGCAAAAAGAAAAUGGGCAAUUAUACAAACAGGGGGAAUAUAAUUAGACACAAUAUACUAAAGGAGAAAAGAACCAUGCCGUGGGUUUCAUCCACCUGCAGGUACUAUGCAAGAAACCCAGUGAGCUUACAAUCUAGAGAUUAUUUCGCACCGUCUGACAAUUAAAAGUCACCCCUGGCAGGUGCUAUUAUUUAUUUGCCUUCCAAUACACUAAUUACCCCCGUGAGGGCUUCAAUUGUGUUUACUGGUUUGAGAGAAACCGCCACUUCCAAAGAAAUGACAAUCACAAAUUGGACGAAUUUCUCCAAUUUGACUGUUGUGGCCUAUAGAUUCUCUGGUCAAUUCCCAACUAUUCACAGUUUAGAGAAAACUGUAUUCCUUGGCCUCUUUAUUACUCUUACAGUACAGCAGCUGAUUGGGCCGUGAGGAGUUAAUAAUAAUGGCUGUCAAACUUGUUAUAACAUUUUAGGAAGACCAAAGGGAAGAAUGUGUCUUGGAGCAGGCGAGUGGGUGGCAGUUUUGACAUUGAGAGUGAGAGGACAUUAAAACAAUGGUUUAUAAUAUGUCACCAAACGUCUGGGUAGUGAUGGAAUCCAUCUAUCAAAUGCUUUUGUGUGCGUGUGUUUCUUAAACAAAAUGUGGAAAUGGAAAAAUGUACCAUUGAUAAGGAGAAAAUAAGCACUCUAAAGUUUUUACAUGGAGACAUGAUUUAUAUGGAGUAAUAAGAGGUACUUGGAGAGGUAUAUAAAGUAAUAGAGCUGUAAAGGAGUUAAUGUACUACUAGAAGGGAUAUAGGGAGAGCUAUUUGGAGCGAGUGGAAGAUUUAUAGAGCGAAUUGUAUCUAGGAAUAGGACUAAUUAUAGAUCUGAAUUAUUGGGGUUGUAUGGAAUAAUAGGGAGUAAGUGAGAGGCUUAAAAGUUGUUGUUUUUUUCUCAAAACUCUUAAUGCACUACUUGGCAUUAUUCUUUAGGUCCUCCACCAAAAUCUUAAAAUUACAGGAUUUUAACCAGGGAAUCAGUAAAUGAUGUUAUUACUCUGAAAUUCAGAGAUCACUGCUUGCAUUUUCUACCAUGCUAGCUGUACCCAGUGGCUUUAUAGCACUUCUGAUAUAACAUGUUGAGUUAACGUGCUCUUUAUACUUGUAACCUCUCUGUCUAGGAAGUUUUAUUAAUGCUGUAAGCCUACUCUUUAAGCUAGAACUUGACAUGUUUGUUCUUUUACUCUUUACUUUUUAUAAAAAUAAGGCAGUUUUCGCAUGGGAGUUUAUGUAAUUGUUAACUUUUACUGCAUCCAUGAUAUGUUACGGCUAACUCCAUAUUAUCUUUCUGUGACGUAAAUCUUACGCCUUAAUAAAAUACAGAUUGACAAAAAAAGUUACGGGGAGGAUAUAAAGGUUAUAGGUUAAAUACCUCCCUUGCAGACUUGCCUAUGCAUGUUGAAUGUAUAUACAAAUGGCAGAGGAGUAUAGCUGAUAGUCUAUAGAAAAAAACACAAUACAAUAGUGUAAUACUGUAAAUGAACAAUAAAACUGCGCCAAUAACGUUAAACUCACAAGAUGUAGAUAGUAAUAUUGCCUUAGGGUCCCUCCCCUUAGAUGUUUGGGGGAUAUAUCCAGUUGGUUGAUGGUAUCGCCACAAUAUGGAAGACCGGAAUCAGGAAAUGGUACAAAUUAUCUGCUUUAUUUCAUAAGUGUAAAAGGUUAAAAACAAAUAUGGUCCAACAUGUUUUAUUUAACAAAAGACUUACUCAGGGACCCAAUAGUAAAAACUAAUUGUAAAUAUAAAAUAUCCUAAACAAAAGGACAAAAUAGCAGCGUAAUCCUUCCCUCCCCAGUCCUUCCUUUUGUGUGGCAUCAUUUCUUUCUAUUGGUGAUUCAGGGGGCAUUGUCCAUACUGUCCAGCAGUUUCAGAGGAUUCCUCAAUUGAUUUUCACUGGUAUCAUAUCCAUGUGAUGUCACUUCCGGUAUUCACUUCCGGGUGAUGUAUGUGUUCCACCUUCGGUAAUGGGAAAUACAAGUCAUGUGUUGGUGUAAACGUGAAUGAGUCCUUAGUGAGUCAUAAGGAAGCCCACAGGGCUCAAAAUCAGUACACGUAAUAGUACAUAUGAGAAUACAUCCAGCGCAUAAUAUAUCUAAAAAGGGAUGAGAGGAGACUAGAGACAAAAUAAAAAGAGCAAAAACUCUGACAUCCAUGUGGUAGCAUUUCCCAAUUGUAGAUAAAACAGCACAAUUGGAGAAUAUAUAUAUAUAUAUAUAUAUAUAUAUAUAUAUAUAUAUAUAUAAUAUAAUUUCUUAAAAAUAAUGAAAAAAAUAGAAAUUAAUGAUUGUAUUAGAAUUAAAAAAAGUAUAAUAAGAAGAGAAUUGCAAUAAUGGUUUCAAUCUCAUCUUUGAUGACAUUAUAAUCAGAAUUCCAGAAAUGUAUUACUUUUAUGGUGUAUAAUACCUUAAAACACUAGGGAGGAUUACCACAUAUUUGUGUAACCAGAUGUGGAACAUUGUGAUAAUAAUAUUCCAUAUUAAUUAAGUAUGAUUGAUCACUAUUGAGCAACUCAAACAUUUAUAGAUAGUUAAGAUGGCACCGGUAAGCAUAUAAGCACACAUAGCACAUAUUACUAGAUGCAGGCUUGAAGGCCACAAUUACUAGAUGCAGGCUUGAAGGCUUUAUGCCACAGCUAUUAAGAGCUGACACAGCACUACAGCUGUUUACUAAGCUGACACAGCACUAUAAGCUGACACAGCACUUCAGCAGUUUGAGAAACUUAUGUUGCCAUCCAAAAACUUAUGUUGCCAUCUCUAGAACAGUACAAAGAAAGCUUGUAGAUAAGAGAUAAUUAAUCGCACAAGACUUGGCAUAAGUUCUGGUGGUCCUGAACAGUCUGGCCAACUGCCAGGUCCAUCCAGCUGCUUGUAUCAAGGUCUUUUGCUGGGCUGCACUGGUAAGGAACUGCUGACUGUCCUUGAAGACAGGUAUAUAAGACUACAGGAAUCUUGCGCUCACUUGGAGAACUACCCACCUGUAAUGCGGACGCGUGUUACUGGUUUCUGCUGUUCCCAGAAGAGAGGGUCUUUCCGAGUGACUGCCUGAGUUCCCCCCCAGUGAUGUGUGGCAAGGAGACAACCAAGCUUCUCUAAUGGUGAUGUAUACUUAAGAUGAUAUCUAAAUACUAAGCUGUUUGAAGUAAAUGCAUGCCGUGCAACUACUUUAAAUGAGAGUAAAACUUACUUUGCUUAGAUCCCUUUCUGGAUAAUAAAGUGUAGUGUGAAUUCUUAUAUUCAACUUGGUCUCUGUGUGAUUUCUCUUUCCUAUAACUCAAUGUACUCUAUUCGAACUGGGUUGUGUGCCCGCCAUUAUCGCUAUAAACCUUAUUAGGUAUUGAUUAUUACUUUUUGGAUAUUGGUGCUUCAUGAAUUUAAUGAUUAGGCACAACAAACAUGCACAUACAUACAAAGCUUAAACAAUAUAUAUGUUUACAGAGCCUAAACCCCUACAUUUUGGAUAUAGUGUGUAUAUUUAAUAGCAAAGAAACCUAUUAAGAUAAAAAGACUAAAUAUCCCGUCCAAGAAAUCUAUAGGGACAAAAAACAUAUAGAUCGAUUGUGACCAAAAAAAUAGAUUUACAGCAGAAAUGCUGUACUUACAGACUCCUAACACCAUUACCACUUCUAAAAGCAGAAGUGGUCAUGAUGGUUGGAGUAGAUCUUUAAAGUACAACUGUCACCUCAAAACUAUUUUUUUUUUAUUAAAAUAAGCCUUUUAUGAAGUUUUGAAAGGAAGUAGAUUUAUUUUUCUAAAUUAAGUACAGGUAUAGGACAGGAUCCUUCAGCCAUACGCAUGUACCUUGGGUCAGACAGUUUAUGAAAACCUCGAUAUAGUCUCUGUGGUCUUCCCAGCUUCCCUCCCUGUUCCGAAGCAAGGAGACCAUAGAGACUAAAUGUUGGUUUUCAAACAUUGUCUGACCCAAGGUGCAUGUAUAUGGCGGAAGGAUUCUGUUAUAUACUAAAAGUAAGGAUACGUUGUUGCUUUUUUCCUUACAUUUUAUUUACAUAUACUUAAUUUAAAAAAUCUAUUUCCUUUCAAAACAUGAUGAACAGAUAAUUUUAUCAAAAAUAGUUUUAAGAUGACAUUUGUCCUUCAAAUGGAGUGCGAGGAUUUAUAGGUAGGGAUUACACUGAGCAAUAACAGUAGUCUAAGGAGUCACACAUUGCCCAGUAAAAUCAGUUAUAGGAAGGAUCACAUGGAUCAAUAGGAGGAUUUAUGGGGACAGGCUAUUUAGAACAGUAUUGAAGGAAUAUAGGGAGAUAUGAGAGGAGUUCUGGGGUGUAUAAUGCGAUCAGGUUAUAUUGUAGGCAGGAUUAAAGUGACAUUCCACUGACCGGGGUUGCAAUAAUGGAUUUGGUCGAGCAUUCGGGAAAUAAAAAUCACUCAAAAUCAAUUGCACUUUCUCUCUCAACUUCAACAGGAACAGUAGGAAUUUUAAAGCACACAAAAAGAAUACGGCUGUAUAUUUUAAUUUUGUUUCUUAUACAAUUAUUUGAAUCUUAUAUAUUAGAAUAGGCUUGGGCAUGACCAAAAUUGCUCAGCAAGCAUCUCCUAGUAGGCGUGGGUUCGUCCAAACAUCCACAUGCAAAUCUUCCAUUCAUUUGCUGUUUCACAGUUAUUAGACUGACUCCGAACAGAAGCUGACAUUCUGUUCAUAUAUUCCAUAUUUAACAUAUCACCGCGUGUCCCAUACACAGUCAUGUGUCCCCAGAUCAGAUUUCUCUAUGGUCCAUUUAUUUUUGUAACGCUGUUUUCCUUAGUUCUGCCUCCCACCUCACAGAAGGUUUGCAGAUGCUCUGGCUAACUCCUGAGUGGAAAGCAUUUAACCAGCUGUGAAAUCAUCUACUUUAAUUUUCCAGGUUCCUUGUUCAGAUUAGCCGAUGGAAAACGUUCCCAUGCAGAGCCCAGAGCUUUUUAGCCUUUUCCAUUUCAUAUUUUGGUAUUUUAACUGUGUGACCCUGCUGCUUCUCUCCUCCAAUCAUCUCUCCUGGAGUUCUUGUUCCCGUAAUUGUCACUGUUGUAAGAUUUUGAUUACUGUUAACUUUAUUUUUAGGUCUUUCAGCAACAAGCGGUCUUUUUUUUUUAGUGAUGCCGUAGGUGAGCUGACUUAUAGGGGAGUUUUUUUUAAAUUUCUAUUGUCAAAUAAUUAAAAUAAACUAUUAAUUUUAAGUUGAGAUGCUGCAUGUUUGGAAAAAGAGUAGGUUUUGAGUCCAAAAACAUGAACCAACAUUAACUGUUUCCAGACUGAUAAUGUUUCUUGCCCUCGACAUGGACCUCCAUAUUCCUUGAAAUGUCGUUCUGCACGAAACACUAUAGCGUUAGGAAUUAAAACCUGUAUUCCUAAUGCUAUAGUUUCCCUCUCCCUAACUCUAAAUAAGUGUCCUCCAGACACCCCGUUUGGCAUAAAAAUUUGAAAACAAUAAAGAUUUACUUACUUUUCCAGCAUCACGGCUCCCUCAGCGCUGCUUAACCCUCCUCCCGCAGCAUCAUCAAGGAGACAUCCAUACAUGACCUCUGUCACACCGCAUCUAAAGAAAUAAACCAUCUUUCAUUGCAGGGGGCUAGCUAAUUCAGGCAGGGCUUGCCAUCAACAUGGAAUUCAAUUUAAAACCUAUAUAUGCAUUCUAGUCCAUUAUCCUUGUCCUCUAAAUGCUGGUCCCGAGAUGUUAGCCCUUCACAAUGACAAAAUACUGUAGCUAUGUCUUAGAAGUGAGUUAUUGAUCUCUUUGUGGUUUUUAUAUAGUGAAUGGUCUCAAAGGAAUUUACCUUGCUAUAUUACAUUUGCUUACAUUUCUAUUUAUUCUCUGAUGUCAGCCCUGUUAUAUUGGCGUCAAUAAAGUGUAAUUUGAAAAGUGUUUAGCCUUUGGACUUUUGGGUCUAUAGUGUAUAUACUAUCAUGCUUAAUCUCAUGAUCUAAUUUAAGUUUACAGUUUGGGCAGAUUUGCCUAACGACAAUCUGUGAGUUGUAAAUGGCAAUGAAUAUAUGACCUUGGAGAUUUUCAUUCUACAUCCUUCUCUUCUAGGUUUCAUCCCUGCAUCCUACUUUUCGCUAAUGCUAGAUAGAGAAAAAUAUAAUCUGCCAUGAUCGUAUUAGCCACUGAAUACAGUUAGUUUUCGACAGGUUUUCCUUUAUUCCUGGUAAUUAAAGGGACACUAUAGUCACCAGAACAACUACAGCUUAUUGCAUUUGUUCUGGUGAGUAUAAUCAUUCCCUUCAGGCUUUUCACAGUAAACACUGCCUUUUCAGAGUAAAUACAGUGUUUACAUUACAGCCUAGUGAUAACUCCAUUGGACACGCAUCAUAUGACUGCUAGUGGUGCUUUCUGGGGCAGUGCUGCUUUAGUGUCUCCACCCUCUGCAUGGAGACACUGAACUUCCUUAUAGAGAUGCAUUGAUUCAAUGCAUCUCUAUGAGGAUAUGCUGAUUGACCAGGGCUAUGUUUGACUAGUGCUGGCUCUGCCCCUGAUCUGCCUCAUUGACAGUCUCUGCCAAUCCAAUGCUUUCCUAUGGGAAAGCAUUGUGAUUUGGCUUUGAAUAACACUUCUAAUGUUGUCAGCCAAGCAGGCAGUUCAGGGGUAGAGUCAGCAGAAGCGGACUACAAUAAAAGUAUGCUUUUUACUAUAUUUACAGAGGCACAAGAUGGCCAGGGGGGCUAGAUGGUGUUUUUUUUCUUUUUUUUUUUAUUCUUUAUUUUUGAGUGCAUGAAGAAUGAAACAUAUAUGCUGAUAGUGCCACAAUAGCAGAUACCGGCCAUUUGUGGUUGACAGAUAUAUGGCAUAGAAGAAGUCUGCACAAUUUAUUUUAUAUACAAGCUUGACUUUCGGUAAAACAUUGUCAUGAAAAGCAUACAAACUAAUAUGAAAAUCUGCUAAGCAUACUGACAUUAUGAUUUAAUAAAGGUACAUGUCUGAAUAUUCAAAGCAAGUGUAGUCACCCUGGAGCUCGUUUUUAAAGCACAAUACAUGUGAAGCUACGCGAUGUGAGGGAUAUAUGUCGGGCACUAAUAAAAUGCUAGACAGUGUUUUUAACACCAUAGGUAUACAUGUUUGUGUUCCUGACCCUAUAGUGUUCCUUUAAUGGGAACUGUAUCAUCUUCAACACAAUUGAAUUCUGGUGCCAGCAUGGCAGGAUGAUAUAUUGUUUUGUUUUCUUUUUUAAUCCCUUUCUCGUGUUUGCAGACUUUUUAACGUAACACUCAGAUCCUUCUUCGAGUGAGAGAUGAAUACAAUAUCUUAACUUGAGACACGUUCCUUGAUCUUCAUCACACUAAUUUUACAUUCCACAAGUAUAUUCUUCAUCCUACCAUGUACAAUGAAAGAGUUUGGAGAGAGAGCUUUGGUGGCAAUUGAUGACACCAAGCAGUCAUUAAUGGGAAUGGAGGGACACUUCCAUUCUUCUAAACUUAAAAUUUUAGUUAGAAAAUUUCCAUGUAAUUGACACUUAUCUAUGAAUUGAUUUUUCACCUGAGAAAAUCCCUGCUUGUCCUAGAAGGAAAAAAUAUUUAUUAAUCAGCACAAAAUCUAUCUAAAAAAAAAAUCUUUUUUUUUUUUUUUUUAUAUACAGUUUAGUGUGAGUGGUGGUGAUGACAUUUAAAAAAAAAAAAAAUGCAAACCUUUACCCUUACUUAGUGCUUAAAAGAUGACCUCUGCAGCAUCCAUAAAAAUGUUUUUAAAAUGGUUACCCAGACAACCAGAUUGGUACCCUACAUGCAGUCCAGCCCACCUACAGGUUGAUGUAAACUAAAUGGCCAUUUUGGAGAGUCUGUGGGUUGCAUGUUAACACUGUCGGUAAUAUAUACUUUAGUUAUAUAUGUUUCGUUUUACAUGUACACUUUUAUGUACACACGCCCCUUCAAUUCCACUUUUAUUCAUGCGGUUUCUCUCUGUAUUAGUCUCUCUAAUUGGCUCUUUACUGCUGUUCAUGGCAAACGCCUCUUGUAUAACACAUCCUGUGUAGCAUAAUUCAUAGCUAACAAAAGGACAUUGAAUGAUAGGGUAUUAUGGGUAACGUUUUUCUGUCGUUGAGUAAGUGAGAUGUUUUGCCUUCAUUUAAGUCAGGAUCAUGCAGGAAUGUUACCCAGAAUCCUCUCUUGUUAGUGAUCAUUAUAUUAAUAGCCAGCAAUAACUGCAAUAAAGCAUAAAGCAAUUAACUGGCUUUUUUGUUCAAUAAUGCUAAGUGCUAGGUACGUAUUAAGUUGCUCUUUAUUCCUCUCUCAGGCUUCAAUCCUAGACCUUCACUCUGGAGCGCUGUCUAUGGGGAAGCAUUUUGUAAACAUGUACCGGUAAGAAGAUGAUGAUUCGUCAUGUUCUAUCUUGUUUGAGUUUUUUCUUUGUGAUUCUCCAACUAUCUAGGCUUACUAAGCUUAUCUUUUAUUCUUCUGUCUGUAUUUAAUGUUUCUCUCUCUGUUACUAUCUCAACCGGCAGAAUUGAAGAAACAGAAAUACUCUUUUGCACCAUUUGAUUAUUAAUAGUGAUGUCCCGAAAGGUUCGCUGAACGGUUCGCCACGGACUCAUCAUUGAGUAAACUUUGACCCUGUACCUCACAGUCAGCAGACACAUUCCAGCCAAUCAGCGGCAGAUACUCCCUCCCAGACCCACCCACCUCCUGGACAGCAUCCAUUUUGAAGCUGCAUUCUUUGUGAGCUGUCCAGGAGGUGGAAGGGUCUGGGAGGGAGGGUCUGCUGCUGAUUGGCUGGAAUGUGUCUGCUGACUGUGAGGUACAGGGUCAAAGUUUACUCAAUGAUGAGUCCGCGGUGAACCGUUCGCGGCGAACCGUUCGGGACAUCACUAAUUACUAAUUCUUCACAACUAUAAAGUGAAUAAACCCCUUAUAUUUGUAUCACCCCUCAAUUCCUUUUUUUGGGAGGAGUACUGUUCAUAUUAUCUCUACUUUUUACCUAGUCCCUCUGUUUUCUUCCUCUCUCAUUGAUCUAUUCAUGUAAGUAUUUAGGUCUGUCCAUCUUUAGAGUACCCAGUAUUGAGCCCAGUGUAUAUGUAAUGCCUCCUUUCACCCUCUUCCAUUCUUGCUCCCUUCACCUAUUCAAUUUGAUUUCCUCUAUGAAGUCACAUUUCAUUGCUUCACUUGCCUAAAUCAGUCCUCAAACCCUGAAACUCAAGUCGUGAUUUCAACACUAUCAACUAAACACCUGUGACAUUCUAUGCAUCUGACGUCCGAAAAUGAUUUAUCACCAAUUAUACCGCAUAACUUGUAUCAAUGACUCUGAGUACAAGAAGAUGAAUUGCAGUGCUACGGCGGAGAAAAAGUCUUUUUAGCUAUUGGAAUCCAUCAAUUUCUCAUUAGAAAAACAGAUAAGACCUGCUUGUCCCUUCAUCUCUUUAAAUUCCAGACUUAUUGUUUCUCGUGCCUAUUGUUACGAUUAUGCUAGUUUGAUUAUUGCAUUACCCAUAGUCGCCCAUUUUACAAGAUACCUCUCUUCUUGUUUCUGCAGAUACUUUGGAGAAAAGGUCAGAGAAAUCCUGACUGAGGAAGAUUUCCAACUAUACCGGUAAUUUAAAAAAAAUAUAUAUUUUUUAAAAGAAGUAGUAGUGUGUGCAGGGAAUGGCCACUCAACAUAAGCAUAAUUUGUAUGCCUAUUGUAAUGAUUUUGCAACAAUUUGGUGUUCACUAUGUGGCAAUUGGUAGCAUGUUCUAUGUAGUUUGCAACACAUACCUUUGAAAUUUGUAAGUGCUCUGUAUGCAGACACUAAGAGCAACUUGCUCAGACGAUUGCAGGUGAAACGCGCAUGCACUGAGCAAACCUGUUAUAUAGUGCUGGUGGGAUUUGUAUGGCAAUGACUUAAAAAUAUGCACAUUGUUAAAUGCGUUCAAUUUGCAAAGCGUUAAAUACUAGCUGGUGGUCAGUAUCAGCAGAAGUUGACUGUAGUAGCUUGAAGAUGUUCAAUGCAACUCUUGAUCUGUCUGUGUUUUUAGCCACAAAUAUCUACCGACUGUUGAUAUUUAUAUUCUUAAAAGGCUGCUUUUUACCCACAAGCAAAAACUAAACCACACCAAUCAGGUUUAAAGGACCACUAUAGGCACUCAGACCACUUCGGCUCAAUGAAGUUGUCUGGGUGCCAGGUCCCCCUAGUUUUAACCCUGCAGCUAAAAACAUAGCAGUUUCAGAGAAACUGCUAUGUUUACACUGCAGGGUUAAUCCAGUCUCUAGUGGCUGUCUUCCUGACAGACACUAGAGGCCGCUUCUGCGAUUCUCAGGGUAAAAAUCGCAUUGAACUCACGCAGUAAAAAUCCUUACACUAUAGAAAUCCCAUUAAAAUGAGACGGAUGGGAUGAGAUGGUCUGGGUGCCUAUAGUGUCCCUAAUUCCCGAAAAACAUGUGCUAAUGUGUUUUAAAAAAAAUCUAGUUUCAUAAUCUAGUUUCCCCUUUUCCUUUCCGCUGAAUUUUUUUUUUCCGGUCCUUUCUUUUUGUCACCCUCUCUCCCUCUGUUCCUUUAAUUAUACUUGUAACUAACUUUAGCUUCACACCUGCCCUCUGAAAAUUUCUGCAAGCUUCUCAAUAAUGUUUGGCUGCAAUACCUGCGAUAAGUUACCACCUGGCACCGCGUUUAACACCACAAAGUUACUUGUCAUGUAAUACGCAGUAAAGUACCCAGUAUACUGUCCAUAUCACUCACUCACUUUUUUUUUCUUUUCAACAAAAUAUUGAGAAUGUUAUUUACAGCAUGGAAUCUUUGCAGAACAUGAUAACUUUAUGUAGAGUUAGCAUUUGAUCAUACUGAUAUCUGUCUUUAUUGGACUAGAUCUACCAUGCCUUUAUUCUGUUUGGAAGAUGACCUCUUUUAUAUAGCGAUUGCUCAUUCUUUUUUAAUUCUGUAUUAUAUUUUGUUGAUUUCAUUCAUGUAAAUAGUUUUUCCUCUUAUUAUUAUAAUUGCUCAUUAUUUUGUGAACUUCUCCUGGAGAUGCUUCUUGAUGCCAUUCAACCCUGGCUGAUGUGAUGAUUUGAUGUUUUCUUGUGCUACUUGACACCCAACUGUCACCCCGCCGGUCCUCAAUGCCUUUUGAUAGUCUCAGGAGUCAUUUGAUACUCUCAACUGCAGUUUAAUAGACGUAGAAGAUGGCAUUUGAGAUCCUUAUUGCUGUCUUUAUAUUUUCUUUUUAGCUGCUUUUUAUAAAUCUCUUCCUUCGAGUGUAAGCUUAUGUAGAAUUAAAUUUAGUAUAAGGGCCAAUUUCUAUACAAUUCUUUAAUUGUAUCCAUUAUUUAAUUUUGAAUUCCUUUGCAAUUCAUAUCUCUCUAAAAAAAGAUGGAAUAUAUACAAGGCUCAUAUUUCCCUCCUGCCACUAGCCAUUGGCUAGUGAAAAUAUAACUCUGGCAACCAGAAAUUUAUACUAAUGAGUAUGCCUUGGACCAACCAGGCAUGUUAGUGUCAUCUUAAUGCUACAGGGUACAAAUACAUUUUAGACUACUAGGAACUUCCAACUUUGUGACUCUAUUGAAGAAGGUCCUUUCCUGUUCCAGUAUGACUGUGCCCCUUUGCACAAAGGGAGGUCCAUGAAGACAUGGUUUAACGGGUUUGGUGUGGAAGAACUCAAGUGGCCUGAACAGAGCCCAGAUCUUAAUCCCACUGAAUAUCUUUGGGAAUAAAUUGGAUUUUAAACCUUGUCCACCUUUUGGCUAUACACUGAUCAGCUACAGCAUUGAAACCACCUACCAAAAAUAGCAUAGGACCCCUCAUGCUGCCCAAAUAUCUCUGAUACAUUGAGGCAUGGACUCCACAUGACCUCUGAACGUGUCCUGUGGUAUCUGGCACUAAGACAUUAGCAGCAGGUCCUUUUAAGUACUGCAAGUUGAGAGGUGGGGCCUUCACUGAACAUAUUUGUUGCUCCAGCACAUCCCAUAGAUGCCAAAUUGAAUUGAGACCACCAGAAUUUGGAGGCCAAGGCAACACAUUUAAUUCUUUGUCUUGUUCUUCAAACCAUUUCUGAACAAUUUGUGCAUUAUUCUGCAGAAAGAGACUACUGCCAUUCUUCCCAUAGUGCAUCCUACUGCCAUCUCUUCCCCAGGUAAACGAUGCACACUCACCCGGCCAUUUGCUUGAUUUAAUGAGACGUCAUUCUUCAGACUAGGCAACCUCCUUCAAUUGCUCCAUGGUCCAGUUCUGACGCUCACAUACCAAUGGAACAGCGAUGAACAUGGGCUCUCUGACUGGUCUGUGGCAACUCAGCUUGCAAUACGCAGUGUGCUCUGACACCUUUUAAUCAUUGACAGCACUAGGUUUUUGAGCUACAGUAGAUCUUCAGUGGGAUUGGACCAGAUGGGCUAGCCUUCACUCCCAAUGUGCAUCAAUGAGCCUUGGAUGCCCAUGACUCUGACGCUGGUUCACCAGCAGUCCUUCCUUGCUAACCACUGCAUACCAGGAACACCCCACAAGACUUGCCGUUUUGGAGAUCCUCUGACCCAGUCAACUAGCCAUCACUCACAUCUCUUUACUUGCCCAUUUAUCCUGCUUCAACACACAAAUUUCAGGAACUGACUGUUUACUUGCCGCCUAAUAUAUCCCACCCAUUGACAGGUGCCAUUGUAACAUUAUUAUCAAUGUUAUUCACUUCACCUGUCAGUGGUUUUAAUGUUGUGGCUGAUCAGUGUAUAGUGUGUAUACAUAUAAAUGUAUAUAAUGUAAUACCCAGAAGGUCAGCUGAGUUUCACAGGAAAUUCCCAAGCAUCGGUUGCUCAAAUGUUGCCCAUCAUUUAUAAAAACUAAAGGUAAGCUGAUAAUUUGUAACAAAAAAUGAAUAUAUAUAUAUAUAUAUAUAUAUAUAAAUAUAUCUGUGUGUAUAUAUAUAUUUACAUAUGUAGUGUAGAUUGGAUUAGCCGUAUUAGUUCAGUAGACAAUAUGCCAGUAUGCAAUGAUUCCUUUUUUAUUGGACUAACUGAUGGAGUUUGACACUUAAAACAACUGAUGUUAUAUGCAGCUAUAUACUUGCAUGCCCUGCUCUGCUGUUUUCUUUUUUUUUUUUUAACCAGCUUAUUGACUCUCGUUUGUUUAUUUACUUCUUCUGCCAACCUGCACCUCUAACUUUCAGGCACAUCUUGUCUUUGAAAUAUUAUGUUGGUCAAAUAAAAAGGUAUCAAUGCACACUGCAAUACUCUGCAGUAUUUUGGCAUCUUAUCUCUCUCUCUCUCUCUCUCUCUCUCUCUCUCUCUCUCUCUCUCUCUAUAUAUAUAUAUAUAUAUAUAUAUGUAUGUAUGUAUUAUUAAUUUGAGCUGUAAUGCACAAAAUGCUGUGCAGUUUUUAAAAUGAGUUCAUAAAUAUUAGAUCUGUUAUAACAAUUAUAUUAAGAACUGUUAUUUAGAAGACUCCAAGAAUUUCCAGUGCUGCUAAAAACCCAUAAGAUUUGAAUUUGCUAUGAUUUUAUGUACAACUGUGUACUUGUUUGGAUAAGUCAGAACCACAGUCAGAUAAGUCAGAACCACAAAUGUGUUUUAUUGCAAUCUUUCAUAACCCUUAAUUGAUAUUGUGACGAAUGGGAAUAACCGGGGUCAGAUUUCUGUCGGUAACGUCUAUCAUACUUGAAGGGAGCCACAGUGGCUUAUAUUGAAGGGCCUGAAAACCAACAGAUGUCACUAGGGCACAUUAUGAGAUGAUAUACUGUAUAGGAUCUGCAGGUCACCUCUGCUGUCUGCCUCUGAGUUGCAUUAAGUCAGCAGCACGACUUGCAAUGGCUGUCUUUAAUGGGACAUUAAAUUAGGAAAAUUGCACAUCUUGGCUAAUUAUGCUACAAAAUCUCAGUUUCAUUAUAAUUGUAAAACAGUAGCAUACAGUUGCAAGAAAAAGUAUGUGAAACUUUUGGAAUGAUAUGGAUUUCUGCACAAAUUGGUCAUAAAAUGUGAUCUGAUCAUCAUCUAAGUCACAACAAUAGACAAUCACAGACUGCUUAAACUAAUAACACACAAAGAAUGAAAUGUUGCCAUGUUUACCAUGUAAACAUUCACAGUGCAGGUGGAAAAAGUAUGUGAACCCUUGGAUUUAAUAACUGGUUGAACCUCCUUUGGCAGCAAUAACUUCAACCAAACAUUUCCUGUAGUUGCAGAUCAGACGUGCACAACGGUCAGGAGUAAUUCUUGACCAUUCCUCUUUACAGAACUGUUUCAGUUCAGCAAUAUUCUUGGGAUAUCUGGUGUGAAUCGCUUUAUUGAGGUCAUGUCACAGCAUCUCAAUCGGGUUGAGGUCAGGACUCUGACUGGGCCACUUCAGAAGGCGUAUUUUUUUCUGUUUAAGCCAUUCUGUUGUUGAUUUACUUCUAUGCUUUGUGUCAUUGUCCUGUUGCAACACCCAUCUUCUGUUGAGCUUCAGCUGGUAGACAGAUGGCCUUAAGUUCUCCUGCAAAAUGUCUUGAUAAACUUGGGAAUUAAUUUUUCCUUCAAUGAUAGCAAUCCGUCCAGGCCCUGACGCAGCAAAACAGCCCCAAACCAUGAUGCCCCCAACACCAUACUUCACAGUUGGGAUGAGGUUUUGAUGUUGGUGUGCUGUGUCUUUUUUUCACCACACAUAGUGUUUUGUGUUUCUUCCAAACAACUCAACAUUGGUUUCAUCUGUCCACAGAAUAUUUUGCCAGUACUGCUGUGGAACAUCCAGGUGCUCUUGUGCAAACUGUAAACGUGCAGCAAUGUUUUGUUUGGACAGCAGUGGCUUCCUCUGUAGUAUCCUCCCAUGAAAUCCAUUCUUGUUUAGUGUUUUACGUAUUGUAGAUUCGCUAACAGGGAUGUUAGCAUUUGCCAGUGACUUUUGUAAGUCUUUAGCUGACACUCUAGGAUUCUUCUUCACCUCAGUGAGCAGUCUGCGCUGUGCUCUUGCAGUCAUCUUUACAGGACAGCCACUCAUAGGGAGAGUAACUGCAGUGCUGAACUUUCUCCAUUUAUAGACAAUUUGUCUUACCGUGGACUGAAAAACAGCAAGGCUUAUGGAGAUACUUUUAUAACCCUUUCCAGCUUUAUGCAAGUCAACAAUUCUUAAUCGUAGGUCUUCUGAGAGCUCUUUUGUGCGAGGCAUCAUUCACAUCAGGCAAUGCUUUUUGUAAAAAGCAAACCCUGAACUGGUUUGUUUUUUAUAGGGCAGCUGUAACCAACACCUCCAAUCUCAUCUCAUUGAUUGGACUCCAGUUGGCUGACAUCUCACUCCAAUUAGCUUGGAGAUGUCAUUAGUCUAGGGGUUCACAUACUUUUUCCACCUGCACUGUGAAUGUUUACAUGGUGUGUUCAAUAAAAACAUGGCAACAUUUCAUUCUUUGUGUGUUAUUUUUUUAAGCAGACUGUGAUUGUCUAUUGUUGUGACAUAGAUGAUGAUCAGAUCACAUUUUAUGACCAAUUUGUGCAGAAAUCCAUAUUUGCAACUGUAUUCUGUAGCACAGUGCUUUCUAAAUAACCUCCUACACUAUCUAGUUCUAGUGUAAUAGUGUGUGUAACUUUAGCUGUUCAUGUGGUUCUGUUUUGUUACGUCGGCAUUAAGUAGCUAUUUGUAGAUGUUUUGUUUAACAGAUAUACAAACUAAACCAUCCAGCAGCUGUCACUCUGUACAAAAGGGAAAAUUUAACAACUUUAUAACCUGGUUCUAUUUGUAUAUGAUAUUAUAUAAAGGAAUAUGUCAUGGUAAGAGUGGGUGAUUAGAGGUGCAAUGCACUUUCUAAUUCUAGAAAAUGUAAUUUUGUCUACAGAUGUGGACAGAUUAAAUGGAUAUCCUAAGCACCAAACCUCUUUAGCGUUACGCACUGUAACUGUCCAUUCCAUUAAGUUAGUUAUAGUAUCUGGAGUGCCUUGUCUCUGUCCUUCCAUUCAUCGUUACACCAUUUCUAAUGUUUAAUUGCUAAACAUGAGUGUCCAGCAUCCCAUCCUCUCUGUGCUACGUGGGCUAAUUAGGAAACAUUAGUCUGAACAGCAGUGGGUGACUGAGAGUGUCAGCUGAUUGCACUACCCAUUUCUGGUAUAAAUUGGUACGGGUAGAAGGAAAUGUGUAAUCUCUGCCUUUAUAAAAACAUUCAAAAGGGGAUAGAUGGGCUGUUCUACAUUUGAAAAUGGAAGGUGAACAUUGACUUCAUAGGGAAAGAUUGAUGGUAAAACCACUGACUUGUAGAAAGUCUGAUAAAGUAGGGUUAGUAGUUGAUAGAGGAAGUAAAAAGCCUUAAUGUCACAAUAUUACCAGCCCUGCAUGCAGAACUUGGCUGGACUAAAGGCAAAACAAGAUACAGAUAACAGCACGAGGAACAGGCUAAAAGCAGAGUCAAAAAGGCAAGCUGAGUUUGAGGAUUACAGAGUUAACAAUAGUCGGAAACUAGCCAGGGUCAGAAUGCGAAAUAGAACAAUGAAAUAUAACGCACUGUUGGAUGGCCACAAGGAAACCACAGCAGGGCAAAGCACAAAGUGCAGAGAUGGUCCAAAUAGCACCAGAAACUGUCUGAUUAACCAGCAUGAUUGCUGCAAUGCCAAAAGUUAAGAGGGCGACAUUAAACAAAUGACACAUGUAACUGUGCGUCAAAAUUGACUCAUGGACCUCGAGUCCCAUUAAAUAAUGUAGCAACCAGCAUUAGACAUGACGUAGGAAUGACACAGGUUGCUGAAAUGCGUAGCACACAGAGAAAGCGUAGCCCUAACAGGUAUUGGGACACUUCUGUUUUUGAUAUAUCAGGUUCUAUUUUCUUAGCAGAGUAAAUGUUUACAUUGGUUACUGAGUGGGAAUUUCUCCAAUGAAGUCUAUGGAAAAAUUGCUAUUCAGUAAGCAGAGUAAACACUGCUAAGAGAAUCCAGCCCAUUUUAUACAAUAUAUAAUAUUUAGAUGUUUGCAGGUUUAAUACAAUUCAUAAAAAAAAAUUAAAAGAAUGAAGAAAGAGCAGUGUUAUGCAGACAAUGUUUAUGAAUUGAAGUGGGUGGUCCACCAUGUCAAAAGUGGCAGAAUAGUCAAAAACAAAGCAGGAUUAUGAAGUUACGACCUUUUGGUUGUAACUGUUAUUUUAAUCGUUUUUAAUUUACCCUCUCCCACAUCUCGUGAGAAUUGUUUCAAUGUAUGUACAAUACUUUUGGGAAUGUGUUUCCGUCUCAUAUUCCCCCUGCGUGUGAGACCCUUUAACAUUACAACCUUAUUUUUUUUUUACAAUCUUUCGUUUCACCUGUUACAUAUAAAUUGAGGAGCGCAGAUACAGGAUAACAGUAUCAAUAGGCAAUGUACAAUAGUAUAUCUCCGAUGUCUGUAGGCAAAUAUUAACAGUCAAACCGUUAGAAGAUAUAAAAAUAAACUAGGAGUGUUAGGUCGGGUGAAAUCGAUAAGUUUGUUAGAUGCAUAAUCAUACAUAGGAUUGUUGGCAUAAGCAUAGAUUAUCACACAUGAAAUCGCCACGACGUUCCUCCCAACCCCCCACGGAUCAGGCUGUACACCCCCAGGCCGAUGAGGCGCUAGAAUACCCACCUAUGUGUUCCAGCCCUGGGCCCUGAAGUAAUCUCUUCGCAUCCUGUCCAUCACAUUUCUGUAUCCAGGGUGCAGGUAUGGUUUAGUUUUUAGGUUGAACGUCGGGUCAUGUAGUCAAUCCAAGGGGUCCACAUUUGCAGGUAGCAUUCCGUGCUUCCCUUCAGGGAUGCUGUGAGCAUUUCCAUCUCGCGUAUCUCUUCAACCUUGUCCGUCCACUGUUUGAGAGUGUGUACCUUGGUGGAGCACCAAGUGACCUGGAUUAUAAGUUUGGCUGCAUUUAGAAGAUGCCUGGUAACGACAUCUUAUAUCUCGAUAUAGGCAUUGUGGUGUGGUGGAGGAGCAUCUGUAGCGGCUGAAAUGGGAUAUCUGAGUCUAGUAUGUCUUUUGUUUUUGCAUGGACGUCAGUCCAGAAAGGGGUUAUUUUGUUGCAGGACCACUAGAUAUGGAGAUCCGAACCCACCUGUUCCUCACAUCUCCAGCAGGUCUCAGGGACAUCAGGCAGCAUACAAUGUAUUCUCUCAGGCGUUCUAUACCACCCAAUAAACAAUUUGUAGUUGAGUUCCUGUUGUUUGGAGCAAAUGUAGCCCUGGUGCGUCAAUAUGUGAAUUUUCAUCCACUAAGAGUCGGAGGGAUAUUUUUUUUUUUUUUAAUUAUGCUUAAUUUUGCUCAUUUCUAUUUGCCAAACAGAAUAAUAUAAGUGAACAUUUUGCUCUACUGAGUGCCCUGAUGCAUCAAUGACCUUUCAUCUUGCGAAACGCAAAAAUGCUUUAUUUUUUUCUUUUUAAAUAAGACACAGUCAAUUAUUAAAAUUGUUGCAGCAGAGUCUGUCUUUCAUCUUUCAAUUGUUUUUCGGUAUUAAACUGUUGCUGAAACUUGUGACAUUAUCCGGCAGGUCUGCAGUAGGAUGUGAAAAUAAAUGUUCCAUCUAAGUAUGUUUUUGAAGUGUCCAGUAAAAGGUAUCUUUAUAACAACCAACUGUGCAAUUUGCAUACAAAUAAUAUAUGCACCAUACCAACUGCAUUGUGUUUUUUAAAGAUUAUAAUUCAUGUAACUACUGGAAUCGCCACAAAUAGUGCUUUAAAGAGUUGAGAAGAUAACGUGAAAAAGACACUAUAUAUAUAUAUUUUAUUUAUUAAAUUAUCAAUUGUUGGGAGUUCAAAGUGAAUUUGAACUUUUCGGGAAAAAUAGACGAACUAGAUACGUAAACCACUUAAAGAUUUUUUUUCAGUCAGGUUAUUGUGGCCUUUGAUUUCAAAUUCACUUUGAAAUCCCAAUAAUUAAUUUAGUAAAUAAGCCUGUCUCUUUGAUUGUUCUUUUAUCUGUCCAAAAGCUUGUUCUUCGUACAAUACUCAGGAGAAGGCUUUGUAAAAAUGCAAAAUUUAUCCUCAUGAAACUUUUCAUCUCGUUCUCUUCUAACAAAUAAAAUUUCAGCUAUGAUGUGUCUCUAAUCCUAUUACCCUUAGCCAGCCAAAGUACUUUUUGUUGCCAGUGUUCCUUUAACUUAAUGUGAGGGUACAUACCCUGGUGCUGAGCCGAUCACUUGGUGCUUCGACUUUCCCAAGUCUGCACCACAACAUUUUCUCCCUCUCUGGGUCCUUUGUAGGCGCUUGACAUCAGAUGUAUGGCUCCGCCCCUUUUUAAUGACACUCACAAACAUCGUGAUGUCAUUGAUGCAGAAUUGCGUGAUUGCUGACAAAGUUUUGGGGGCAUGGCUAUCAAGUUCACACCUUAAACUUAUAAAUACUUUGCUUUUUGCAUUGGUUCAGUGCCCUGUCGUGGUUUCCUUGUGAAUCCAGUAGCUCGUUUCUGAUUAUCUGUGUUUUCCUGCUUAUCUGUAUUGGAUUGUCCAACUACUCUGAUCUCUGUACUCCUUGACCCGGCUUGGAAUUUCUGUAUUUCUGGAAUCCGUGACCGCAGCUUGUUCUCAUUGACUUUGAUAUUUCGCCUGCUAAAGGCCUUGCGUUAAGCCCGUACACUCCAAGGUCCGAUUAUAUACUGCUAUUCUUUGUUUCAGUCUUGAUAAACAUAGGUUUAUGCACUUAGUGUAGGUUUUGUGUACUUACCUUGGCACCUACGCCUAUCCAAAAGCUGUCUUUGACUGGCUGAGAUUCUUAAUAAAAUCAAAUGAUCCCCUGCCUCUUGACCUACCCCUCUUUUAGCUCCUUGAGUACCAGGAUGUUGAGUUAUUCAUUGCAGCUCCCUUUCGCGGAGGAGUUGAUUGCCCUUCUAGGCUAAGCUUAAUUUCCCAUGUCAAACAGUUGAAUUUACCUUAAAAAUGUAGAGACACAUGUAUUGACUGCCUCUAAAUACCUCUCUGUGCUCAGGGCAAUAAACUAUCUGGUGCGCUGUAAUUACUAUUCAAGCAACUAACCAGUUUGAAAGCUCUAUUCGUGUUUAAUUAAGCUGAUUAGCACCCUAGAUUUUGUGUGCUCAUCCAUGUUAAGCAACAGCGAGAAGCCUUAAUUAACCAGAUUAAUCAGUAACCUAGUUUGAAGGAAAAUACGAGUGAGCGCAGGCAUUGACAUGUUUCACGAAGGCAAUUUAGCUGUCAUUUAUAAUCAGCAAUAUUGAAGACCUUAAUAAGUCUUCAAAAUAAUAUUGUAUAAAAUAUUCCAUGUACAGAUAAAAAGAGCAUGCCUCAUCAUAGCAAUGCUGUAAUAUAAUGGCAUUGAAAUUAAAGCAGCACUCUUAUAUAGUGCUAUAUAUCUUGCUCUAUAAUCCUGUGUACUCGGAAGUUGGGGGUACUGCUGUGUACCCUCUAACUCUAAUGGAUGUUGAAGAUUCUGUGCGCUUUAACACUCACCACUCUUAACUAGAGGAAUGAUGGGAGUUACAGUAUACAGCAUACUGAAAACACCUAACCCCUAAGCCAACCUAACCUUAGUGAAAUUGUUUGUCAUUCCUGUAAUCAUGGUGGAUUCUUACGAACGAGGCCGUGUUUCAGUAUCCCUCAAAUUAAGCUUUUUUUAAACACUUUGUUUUGACAGACAAUUCAAUGCCUACUAACUGCCCGCCAUAGCUAGUAAAGUGUUUUCCAGGGUUCAACAAUCCUAAAGUAGAGGAAGGCACUGAAUAUAAUAUUUCCACAUAGCACGUCAGUGCUGUACUCACUCGCUUUUCCGUAUUCAGUGCUAUGUUGGCUUGUUUUCCUUUAAUUUGUGAUAGUUCGGAAUUUAAUGAAUAACUUUGUAAAUGUGUAUUUGAGGUGAAUACAAAAUAAGGAGCUAAUGGUUUCGAAGAAGAGUUCCGGUACUAUCUAGAAGUAUUCUGUAAGUGUUGCUACAAUUCCCAUGAUGCUUUGCCAGUCAGUUGCGCAGUAGAAAUCACAACUGCCUUUUGAAAAGGCACUUCAUGCAAAUUAAUUUUACUUACUUUUCCAUGAUACUCUGGUACAGUGUAACUGUUUCAUUGUGCAUUUUACACGGAAUUGCAAAAAUUCUUUCCUCUUUGACCUUUGGUGGAACAAAUGAUGAAUGGAGGUGCACAAAAGCAAUUUAAGUCUCCCAAAAGAUCGUGGUGGGUACCCAAUCUUGGGUCACAGCAUCCUUUCAGAAAGGUCACAGAUUAUACUUUUAAUCAUAUAUAAUAAAACUGAUAACAUGAGUUCACAGACAUAGCUAUUAUGUACUGCAUAUAAAGAAUACUCUUAUCUCAAAUGUGUGUUUUCAAACCUAGACUCCUGCAAAGGUACUGUCCACUGUGAAUGCAGGCUUUCUUAUCUUUUCGGUGGUGACUUUACUAGGAGACCUGCUCUAUAUUAUUUUGUUAUCAGCCCUUAUUCAACAAUAGUGCUUUGAAGCUUCAAUCAAGCCUUAGAGCUUUCACAUCACCCGAGGACCAGAGCAUCUUUAACAUUUGCAUUUAUCUGUAAUGUAUGCAAUGAUGACACAACACAUGGGGUUGGAGAUAUCUAAAUGAUCAAUGAUCGAAUGUUCCCAGGGCUUAGCUUGUGCAACUUUACAGUCUAGGUUUGCGGGGUGUAUGGUAAUUGAAAAUGUGAACGUGUUUUGACUGCCAUUAAUGAUAUACGGAAUUGGGUAGCGCUAUCAAGCAGGUUUCUUGGAAUGUGUUUGUGGGGGCGUGUUGUGAAAUUUUAUUUGCAAAAAAGAAUUUGACAAAUUGCCAGCAGGAAGCCCAGAUCAGAUAAAGAACAAGAGAUUGUGUUUGGAAUUUUAAGAAACCGCUACUUAAAAAUCCACUAUACUUUAGAAAUAUGUUGCAAUUCAUUUAUCUAAGCAACUGUUAUGUUUAAUAGUACAGAAUAGUUUUUGCCUCAAAUUGUAGCCUUUAAAAAAACAUGUAUAUGUUGUAGUCAUUAUUUCUGAAUUUAAUGACCAGUACCUAAGAAAAUACAGGGCAAUAACAUUUUCAAAUUAACCACUUAUUCCGAUUAUUUUAAUUAUAUUUUUUCUCCUGGAAACUAAUCCACUCAAAUCAUGGAAGCAUAGGUUCUGAUUGGUCAAGAAUGCCAGCACAUUUUUUGUGUUUAUUGAUAUUUUUAAUUCAGGUGUAGGUGACAUUCAUAAGUAAUCAGAACUACAAUUUAAAGGUGACCUAAAUGGGAAUGCAAUUUAAGUUUGGCACCAUAAUGGUGAAUAGGGAAAAAUACAUUGAAAGUAACAGUAGACAGUUUAAAUGGUGGAACUGGAAUACUUAUUUAAAUGCAUUUACAUUCAUUGAUGUAUGUAAGUUGUGUAAUGCCAUUAUCCUGGGUGCUUUAUUAAUAAUAGGUAUUUUGCAGGUUAGUAAUACAAAUCGGAAUAAGAGGGAACCUAAAUGAUAAGAAGUAAAUAGGUAUAUGUAUCUAUAGUGCUAUCCCCAGCAUUUGGUAUAUAGGGUACAUUCUGUCACAAGAUGCCUGGUUUCCUGAUGCCGGCGACAUGGUAGUUGGUGAGCACACAAUAAGGGAGUUGAAGUUCCCUUGCUCUGCAAUCCUUUAUGUAUCUUUUUCUUUUUCCUUUCUACAGAGAGUUGAGGCUGAGAAUUCAAGGGGAGAUAGCCAGGACCUUCAACAUCAAUGCCUCUUCCAUAUAUCUCACUAAGCCCACCUUCUUCUCGCGCAUGAACAGCUCUGAGGCCAAAACCACCCAUGAUGAGUACUGGCACCCCCACAUCGAUAAGGUGAGGACCAUUCAUACAAAACUGAUAAAGCAGGGGAUAUUUUUUCUCCAGAGCUGAAUAACUAGUGGAAGUUAAAAAUAAACAAGCACUAUAGUGUUAGGAAUACAAAGCUGUAUUUUUGUGUCCCCCUGCACCUCCACCACCACCACCAGCCGUGGCAAUUAAAGGAUUACAUUACCCUUUAUAUACUCACUUUAUUCCAGCUCUGAGGUCUCUAUGUGCAGGCUCUGCGUGAUCCGAUGUCAUCACGAGGGGAACCUAAUACCCAUGUGUUGCGGGCGCCCUGUACACAUUAGGCCUUCCCAAAGGAAAGCAUUGAAUUGUUGCUUUCCUAUAGGCAUAUAGAAAUUAAUGUACAUCCUCGUCCAGUGUCAUUUCACAGAGUUAAGCUACAUAAAAUAGCAGGAAACACCUCUAUACUUUCUGUCAAACUGCAAUGUUUUCAGCUGCAGAGUUAAGAGGACAUGGACACUGCACCCAGACCACUUCAAUGAGAUAAAGUGGUCUGGGUUUAUGUAGUGUCCUUUUAACGGUGGCCUGACUUUGUAACUCCCACUUAAUCCCCGACCCUGCCCUAACACAUACCCUUGCUAAAAUAUCAUGUAACAUAAAAGAUAUGUAUAGGCGAAGAAAGUAAUAGAAGAAAAUUAUAUUAUCUCUGGAUUCGGGAUAUAUUUAAAACAGACUCAAACUUUUGGUUUUGUAAUUUAUUUAUAUAUCUCCAAACCCCUAAAUUACUUUUCCAUAAUACACAGUUUAACAUUCUGCAUCAUCUAUAUAACAUACAUACACUAUAUAACUAGUACAGUGCCUCCUCUUCACUGUAAUAUAACCUAUACAGUACCAAGUACACCAGUUAACACUAUGUAAAUACAAUCUACAUACACUAUUAUUAUUAUUAUUGACAUUUAUAUAGUGCCAACAGAUUCCAUAGCGCUUUACAAUGUUAUGAGAGGGGGGAUUUAACUAUAAAUAGGACAAUUACAAAAAACGUACAGGAACGAUAGUUUGGAGAGGACCCUGCUCAAACGAGCUUACAUUCUAUAGUAUUCAACUACUCUAUAUCAUAUGUACUAUAAUUAAAGUUGUAAAUUGUCAAAUAUACCAGUUAGCCAAUAUAGAUAAUCUGUAAAUACUCUUUUGCAGUGACUAUACCUACUCGUUAAUAUAAUGAAUUUGUAUGGUGCUAAAUACCUGCCGGCAAGGUAUAAAUAAAACCUAUAUACAUUGUAUAACUGCGACACUGCCUAUCCAUUCCUCUGCCAUAAUAUAAAUGCGUAGUGAGAAGUAAUGUGAUCUCUAUUGGAUGGCUGAACCAGUGUGACGCUCAUAAAAAGUCCCAUGUGCAUUCUUUAUUUGGUCUAAAUACCAGAGAUGGGAUAAAAUAAUUGCCAUGUGAUUUUGUAUUCACCGAGUUGCUGUUUAGAUUUCCAUUAUAAAAUGUCUGUUUUUAUACACAGUAAUGUUAAUAGGGGACCAUGACCCCUGCUUACUUGUAUGAUUGGUAGGUAGGAGCAAUGCUUGUGCCUCUUGGAAGGACUGCAGGCUGAGUGAUUAGAAAAACCACAAGCACUGCACGUGGAAAUCUGAAAACCUGCUUUAAAGCAAUUCUUAUAUAUUCUGACCUGUCUUUAUUUUUUAUAUGUUUUGUCUGUGAUUGGAUUCAUAUGGCUACAUAUGAGCAUUUGCUCUGUCUAUUGUCUGUCUGAAAUAUAGAAUAACGAUGACUAAUUAAGUAAUAUUACUGUCGCCUGUGUUCCCGAUCGUUUAAACUUGCUGUGUGUGCACUAAUGCUUUCCUCAUCAGCUGUCAGGUAGUAUUUUUGUUUAAAAUGCUAUCUGUAAUGAUAUGUGUCUGUUUUAUAGCGCUGCGCCGGAUGCAGUGUUUUAACUCGAUGUUCUAUCACAGAAACAAAAGUUAAAAUGAAAGCUUAAUGUUACUUUAAUGCGUUUCUGACAAACUGCAUCGUGAAGCUGGUACAGUAUGGGGAGGAUUGAUUUCUGCACUAGACCUCUAAUAUUGACUACAUGUCAAAAGCAGUCUUGGAGAGUUUAUAUGUCAUUUAAUUUUACAUUCCGUCACUGCUGUACUCCCCCAUCGCAAGCAGCAGCCACUACACUUGUGUUGAGUCAAUGGUACUUGGCUUGGCUUUUGAGUGUGUUUACCCACCAACCUUAAAUGAUAUGUUACUGGGGGCAGUCCUCUAUUUAAAGUGACCUAAUGGUUUUUAACAAUUUAUGGACAGAACUCCACUCCAGGGUACACGUUGUACCCUCCAAUUUUUCACUCUAAAUGUACUGGUAUUAGACUGCUUUGAUCACUUGUUCUCUAGCAAGUGUUCCCUUUAUCUCUGUAUUGAGAGUUCAAACUUCUGAACGUAACAGUGCGUGUAGUCAAGGGAUCCAUGAUCUGUAUAAUAAAUUAAUUAAAGAAAGGAUUAAAUUAACGUAGGAGGUGAUGGAGCUAAAGCCCUAGGCACUUUUCACUGUAACAGGCCAAAGUAGAAUUCGAUGAUUUAGUGCUGGAGAAGGGCUUAGUCCCAGGAAUCAUGCCUUAGAGGGGAAAAUGUUGGCAAUUAUGGGAUAGGUCAACGUAAGUGCUUAAGUGUAAAAAUGCAUUUGAAAUGUUCUUAUCUCAAAUACCACUUUACAGGUAAAUCGAUAUAACAUGCUGCCAAUGAAACUAGUGAAAUGUUUAAUAUUUAACAUAUAUUUUGAGCUGUCUGCUUGGAACGUUCGAUCCUUUUUAUUACUCUAUUAAACAGAAUGGGGACUGUUAAUUUGUGUAUGGGUGAAGUGGAUUUAUAGUACACUGCUUGUGUUAUGGAAACUUGAGAGUGUGGAGAGGGAACGUGCGCUAAAAGGGAAUUUGUUCUUUGUCUGCACUUGCAAAGUAAACCAGUGCUGUGUUGAAAGUGAAUUGCUGGUAUAUCUGUAUCUCUGUGUUUUUAUGUUGAAAGCGAGCUGGUGCUGUGUUUUUUUGUGGAAUGGGAGCUGAUGGUGUUUCUUAGUACACAUGGGUGCUUGUGGUGUCUUUUUGUGGAAUGGGAGCUGGUGGUGUGUCUUUGUACAGUAAGCGAGCUGAUGGUAUGUAUUUCUUCAGUAAGUGAGCUGGUGAUAUGUAAUUUAAUGGGAAGGGAGCUGGUGGUGUCUUUGUACAGUAAGGAAGCUGGUGAUAUGCCAUUUAACGGGAAGGGAGCUGGUGGUGUGUCUUUGCAGAGUAAGGGUGGUGGUGUGUCUUGGUACAGUAAGGGAGUUGGUGGUGUGUCUUGGUACAAUAAGGGAGCUAGUGAUAUGUAAGCUCAUCGAGCAGGGUCCUCAACCCCCUCUGUUCCUGUACGUCAGUGGUCUGAUCGCAAUUAUGUUUCUGUUAGUCCACCCAUUGUACAGCGCUACGGAAUUUGUUGGCGCUAUAUAAAUAAUAUAAUAAUAAUAAUAUGUCAUUUAAUGGGAGGGGAGCUGGUGGUGUGUUUUUGUAGAGUAAGGGUGCAGGUGGUGUAUCUUGGUACAGUAAGGGAGCUGGUGAUAUGUCCAUUAACGAGAAGAUAGCUGGUGGUAUGUCUUGGUACAGUAAGGGAGCUGGUGGUGUGUCGUUGUAGAGUAAGCGUGCAGGUGGUGUGUUUUGGUACAGUAAGGGAGCUGGUGAUAUGUCAUUUAAUGGGAAGAUAGCUGGUGGUGUGUCUUGGUACAGUAAUGGAGCUGGUGAUAUGUAAUUUAACGGGAAGAUAGCUGGUGGUGUGUCUUGGUACAGUAAGGGAGCUGGUGAUAUGUAAUUUAACGGGAAGAUAGCUGGUGGUGUGUCUUGGUACAGUAAGGGAGCUGGUGAUAUGUCAUUUAACCCCUUAAGGACACAUAACGUGUGACAUGUCAUGAUUCCCUUUUAUUCCAGAAGUUUGGUCCUUAAGGGGUUAACGGGAAGAUAGCUGGUGGUGUGUCUUGGUACAGUAAGGGAGCUGGUGGUGUGUCUUUGUACAGGAAGGGAGUUGGUCGUGUGUCUUUGUACAGGAAGGGAGUUGGUCGUGUGUCUUGGUACAGUAAGGGAGCUGGUGGUGUGUCUUUGUACAGGAAGGGAGUUGGUCGUGUGUCUUUGUACAGGAAGGGAGUUGGUCGUGUGUCUUUGUACAGGAAGGGAGCUGGUGGUGUGUCUUUGUACAGGAAGGGAGUUGGUCGUGUGUCUUUGUACAGGAAGGGAGCUGGUGGUGUGUCUUUGUACAGGAAGGGAGUUGGUCGUGUGUCUUUGUACAGGAAGGGAGUUGGUCGUGUGUCUUUGUACAGUAAGGGAGCUGGUGGUGUGUCUUCAGGUGGGAACUGAAUUUGCAUCAUGUUUGCUGUCUGCAGAUUGGUCGUUUUUGUAAUUUGUGAUUAGGAGUAAGUUGUGCGUGUAAGUGAAUUACUGAAACCUGGUUCAAAAUGUAUCUGUGGUGCAAUAAGCAAUAGAUUUUACAUAUCCCUGGUGUGUUAAUCUGUGGAAUAAUUUCCUUACUCUUUCUGCUGAGUCUAUGCUGAUUCUGCAUAAGGAAGCGAUGAUUGGAUUACUUUGCUUUAAAAUGAGUGUGUAAAGGCAGGAUUUGAUUAACAUAGUGCUUAAUAGCCUGUCCUCCAAGAAAGCCGUUCCCUAGUGUCUCACGCACACCACCAACCUUUCCCUAUUCAAGGUUACUUACAGUCUUAUUUAAUAAAUGAGAACUCAAAGUCAAUUUAAAGUUUUAAGGCCACAGUAGCUAAACUCAAAGCAUAGCCGACUGUUUUCACCUUAAGUUUGAAAUUCUUUGAAUUCUCACUGUAGUGAAUAACCCUGAUGAUGUUAGUCCCAUCAAAAUCCCCAGUUCCCAGUGCUUUACCCAGAACCCUUAGCUGCAAUGUAAUCACCAUGUACUGUGUCAGAACGGUGACAGAUUUGACAUUUGUUCAAACAAGGCUCUGUCGUAUUUACAGCUCCUAAAGCGGAGGGUUUUCCGAUACCUUUUAACUGCCUGUAACUUUUCUUGUGUAUAAUAUUCAUCCUGAACAUGUUGAUUGACAUUGUGUAAGCCACAGUGGAUAUUAUGGGCUGCUGUGGCAGUGUGAAUGUCAGCGGCGACACUCCACUUUGAAUUAUUUUACAAUUUUGGCACGGCUGUAUAGAAAUAAGGCCAAUUAGACGGGAGAAGAGGAAGCUGCCCGAUUUCAUAUUCUGUGUUUGUAGGCGUCUGUGGGGCGUUACUGCUUCUGCUUUCCUUUUGGGAGAAAUAAUUGAAAUUUCUCUAAAGAGUCGGAACGGCUAGUGUUCUAGCAAUGUAUUCAGUAAUGGAGGGGCAGAAAGUGCUCCCUUUUCACCCCAGUUGUGAAUGGAAGUUCUAUACACAAUAAUCAAUCACUAAUUCCUUUUGUCACCCUGUCUGGCUGUCACUGACACGGAGAUGCCCCUAAUAGAGGUCAGGAAUGUUUUACUGUUGAUUUUUCUGGUUAGCUGACUGUCAAAGUGAAGAUGUUUAAAGGUGAGUGGAACCUGUAAUCUCAAUGCGUAUUGCCCCCUGUCUGCUGUGGGGUCAUUCUUAAUGUGUAGAAACAAAAUGCGGGAACAUUUCGUAUCACCCGCUUCACCCUAAUUAACUGUCACUUGCCAUAACCUCACAGUGGAGGAGCCGCAUCCAGGCCAGUUUAACCUCUAAGAUGAAUCAACCAACACUGGCACAUUUAAGGACGGGCAUGUUGGUAGUCAAUGCCGGUAAGAUUUAAAGGAUCAGAAGGAGUGCUGGGUCACUCAGCCACAGCAAUAUUGCUUGAACUCUGAAGGCUGUAAGAAAAUGGAAUAAACCUGUGUAUGGUAUUUCACUUAGAAAGACAUUAGAGGUUUAGAAAUAAUAAUAAAUUAAAGGGACACUCCAGGCACUAUAACCACUUCAUCUUAAGUUGGUUAUCGUGCCUGGAGUCAUGGUGCGGUACCUCCAUUCAAUGUUAAACAAGUUUCAUCCUAAUACUUCCACAUUAUCCCAAGCAGCACAGAGGGACGGACUACUGAGUAGUCUCUUUUACUAUUAAAACAUUAAAAAUAAUUUAAUGCAGAAUGGAAGAAUGGUACCAGGGGGCUGCAGACGCUAUAAGUAGCACAGAUCUUGGACAGCAAGUAAUUCCUCCUAUGAAGUGUGAGAGCCAGGGGAACACAUCUUAUAGCUGCAACAAGUUUUGCACGUUACAGUGUCCCUUUAAAAGGAGAAGCUUCUUAAAUAAAUUAUAAACUGCUUAUGUAUUAAAAAGCACAAAUUGUUUGCUGCUGCAAUAAGCCCUGCAUAUUAGAGAAUUCAGAUACCAAGAGCUGUAGGAAGAAGUGAAUAUUAAGGAAUCAAAGUUGUUCUCUUAUUGUCGACUUCGUGUUUUUUUCUGGUUGAUAUUCUCUCCUCUGUGCAGCAAUUUAAAAGAGGAGUUACUGGGACCCUCGACAGUCUCUUGCUCCUAUUGAAAUGAAUGUCUCGAUAUUCACAACCCAUAAUGAGUAAAAUAAUUCUUCUAUUUAACUUUCUAUACCAUGUGCACUUCAGUUUCCUUAUUGUGAAAGAGAAAGUAGUCUUCAAAACAAAAUGCAAAAAAGAAAUUCACCAAAUUAAGGAAUUUUUGCAGAAAAAAAGAUAGAGAACAUCCAUCAUGUAAAGUUAUACGUAUAUUAAGAGGACCCAAUGACAAAGCGUCCCCAAGUGCUAAUGACUAGCUUAUAUUCACUUUUUUAGUUUUUGACAAUCAGCCUUGGUGCCAGCUUUAUUGUUAAGGUGUAUUUGUCAGUUUGCAUUGUCUUGUAUUUGGUAUGCUGGAGACCUGCUGUAGCUGUUUGAAGUCAAAGUUAUAGCCUCUGCAUUACAAUCUUCUAAAGUGGCUUUAUAUCGAACUUCAAUUUAAUCACUGUGAUCCCAAAGUACUCCGGAACUUGCUUGUUAUUUUAGCUUACUCCGUCCUAAUUAGACAUGAUGUUUUCAUUUAUUUACGGAAAACUACUGCUGUUGUACAUGUUGGCUUUACAUCACUUUUUCCAAUAAAACAUCUAUGGAAGAAUUUGUAAUAAUAUAUUCUAAAUUAACUGCCAUAAAACCUUUCUGAUGGAUAUUUAAAGGGAUACAAUAUGCAGAAAUUGACAAGUUAUUUUUCAUUUCCUUUGUCUUCUAGAUAAUACGUUAAAUAUAGACUUAAGCAAAUGCUUAAGUUGGUAGACCCCUUCAAAAACAGGAAAUAGCUCCACCCAUGAGGAGUCUCUCAUUCUGGUUUCUAUCUUUUUCCCAUAAACCCCCUGUACAGCGAGGAAUAAAUAAUUACGGUCCCAGACGCAGUUCCACUUAUCACACAAUACAAGCAGUAGGUUCUUGGACAGCAAGUAAAAUUCCUCCUAUGAAGUGUGCGUCUUAUAGCAGCAACAUUUUUUGCAAAUAUUGCAGUAGGGAGAAGGGGGGCAGGGUACUCUCUAUAUCAGGUGUAGGCAAACUUCGUUACUCCAGAUGUUUUGGACUACACCUCCCAUGAUCCUUUGUCAGCAUUAUGGGUGUAAGAGCAUUUUGAGAGAUGUAGUUCACAACACUAGGAGUGCCGAAGGUUGCCUACCCCUGCUCUUUGCCAUAACCUUUAUAAUAAUGCAAUGUUGUUAUGGUGCUAAGAGUGACCCUUCUAUGUCUUGUAAAAACCAUCAUCCUUGAGUACUGCACCUAUUUUAAAAUAGUUAUACAGAUUAAAAUAGAUAAUGAGCAAUGGAUUGCGAAACUGAUUCUAUUUUUUAUCUUAUAAAUAUUAUGUAAAAAAUUAUCCUAUUAGGGAUUGUAGAGGGGAAACUUGCAAUGUUGUGUUACCCAGCAUCCCAUUCAAGGAUUUUGCAUUUUGUUGAAGAGGGAACAAUCUAAACAACUUUCAGUGGUCAUUGUGGGUUUAUCUCAAUUAUGGUACAAAGUUAAAACUUAAAACAAUGUAAUAGUUACUAUUAUGAAAAACUGGCUUAACCUUAAAGAUGCUACAUCAAGUACUUGAAACCAGGUUAAUUAAUCAUUUGCAGAGACACAGGUUGGAGCGGAUUUAAAUAAAAGAAUUUGUGCAUUUAUCAGCAAAGCAGUAAAUAGCUGCUUACUGUGAGGAGCAAAGCGUUUUGUCUGUUUGACUAAGCCCCAGCUCCGUUUGCAGCUCUAAUAACUGCAGAAAGCCCCUGGGGAGGACCCGUAAAGCGCUAAAGAAUCCCAAAAGACCUUGCUUUCUCUGUGUCAGCAAAUAAAUUCUUAGGAUUUGGAUAUUCCUUGCUUUCUUUUGUUGUUGAUUUUUUUUUUUCUAUUUAAUUCUGUCCCUCCAGAGACUUCAAGGAGAUGGAGAUGACAGACAUCAAGAAUUCAUUGAUAUAACAAGUGAAUGGCAUUGGGGAAAGCACAGCUUCCUCAGGUUUCUUAGUUAUGAAAAUGAUUAUAAUAAAUAGCUGAGCCUGUUAAUAUCACAGAAAUAUCCCCAGCAGCCAGAUCGCUGCUGUAAAGUGCAGAUACAGGUCACGUGUGUUAUUAAGGUAGCAGAGCAGGUAUCUGUGAUGUAUGGGUAUCAUGUCCUGGUGUUGGGAUUGCCAUAGGGGCCUUACUACCUGCCCACUCCUUAUAUUUGUAUGUAUACUGCUGCCUUUGCUGAAAAAUUCCUACAAAAUCUUAGUUUACUAAUAUUUCCAAACUAUUAGAAACUGGAAAUUGUACUUUGAAAAAGAUCACAUUUUUUUAAUCCUGAGAAUAUUUCACCCAUGUCUCAUUUGGCAGAACGGGUGCCGCUACAGACUGUUGUCUUAUAUAUGACCUGUGGAGGGACUGUCACAGAUCUAGUUGUAUGAUUUAGAUGUAACCUUUACACAAUGUUUACAAAAUUAGAUGUAUAGUUCAAAUGGCAUACUUACUUGUACUCUCAUAUGUACUUAGCUUUGCAUGCACUCUUAGAAUGCCAAUCUUGCAUUCCAUUCUAUGAUCCGGAACAUGGCAUUAUGGGUCUGAAUACUGGAUGUAAAUGUAAUGAAGAUAUUAGCAGUUUGGCUAGUGUAUAUAUGAAUGGUAUCUUCCGAGGGUGUGAUUUUUGCAUGACAUGAAGGAGGACACCAGACUAGGGUCAGAUUUAAUUAAUACACAUUUAUUUACUGUAUAACCAGAUUACAAUAUGUUUUUUUAAUAUUUAUUUUUUAGUAUUUUGGGUAUAUGUCGUUUUUGCAGAUAUAUGAAAAGGGUUACAACACAGUGUUAUAUACAUGUUUAACUGUAUAUUGUUUCAAAUGUGCUGUCUGCAAUUCUGUUGGGUAUAUAGGGGAGCAUAUAGACACAAGUGGCUCUUUAGUAUGUAUUGGUUCACAGUUUCUUGCACCUAUUCUUGCACCUAUUUUUUUCUUUAUAUUAGGGCCAGAUCUGUUAGCUGCUGCCUAGGAAUAAUGGGAGUUUGAGCUGAUGUGUACUAUAAUGAUUGCUGUCGCCCAGGAGUAAUGGGAGUUUGAGCUGAUGUGUGCUAUAAUCAUUGCUGCCGCCCAGGAGUAAUGGGAGUUUGAGAUGAUGUGUACUAUAAUCAUUGCUGUCGCCCAGGAGUAAUGGGAGUUUGAGCUGAUGUGUACUAUAAUGAUUGCUGUCGCCCAGGAGUAAUGGGAGUUUGAGAUGAUGUGUACUAUAAUCAUUGCUGCCGCCCAGGAGUAAUGGGAGUUUGAGCUGAUGUGUACUAUAAUCAUUGCUGCCGCCCAGGAGUAAUGGGAGUUUGAGCUGAUGUGUACUAUAAUCAUUGUUGUCGCCCAGGAGUAAUGGGAGUUUGAGCUGAUGUGUACUAUAAUCAUUGUUGUCGCCCAGGAGUAAUGGGAGUUUGAGCUGAUGUGUACUAUAAUCAUUGCUGCCGCCCAGGAGUAAUGGGAGUUUGAGCUGAUGUGUGCUAUAAUCAUUGCUGCCGCCCAGGAAUAAUGGGAGUUUGAGCUGUUGUCGCCCAGGAGUAAUGGGAGUUUGAGCUGAUGUGUACUAUAAUCAUUGCUGCCGCCCAGGAAUAAUGGGAGUUUGAGCUGUUGUCGCCCAGGAGUAAUGGGAGUUUGAGCUGAUGUGUACUAUAAUCAUUGCUGCCGCCCAGGAGUAAUGGGAGUUUGAGAUGAUGUGUACUAUAAUCAUUGCUGUCACCCAGGAGUAAUGGGAGUUUGAGCUGAUGUGUACUAUAAUCAUUGCUGCCGCCCAGGAGUAAUGGGAGUUUGAGAUGAUGUGUACUAUAAUCAUUGCUGCCGCCCAGGAAUAAUGGCAGUUUGAGCUGAUGUCGUCCAGGAGUAAUGGGAGUUUGAGCUGAUGUCGUCCAGGAGUAAUGGGAGUUUGAAUUUAGUGCUUAAUUGUGUAUGUUUGUAUUUGCUUUUGUAUUACACAGCCAUGUUACAGUGCUGCCUCCCACCCCACGUGUUCCCUAUUAAGGGUUAAUAAGUGUGUAGAAGUUUAGAAAAAUACCCCUCUCUGUCUUAUUAGGGUUUUUACCUUUUACCACACUAUAGUCACCUGAACAACUACAGCCUAAUGUAGUUGUUCUGGUGAAUAUAAUCAUUCCCUGCGGGCCUUUUUAUGUAAACCCUGCCUUUUCAGAGAAAAUUCCUCAGAUGGCUGCUAGAGGUGCUUGCUGAACUAUAGAUUUAAUGCAUCUCUACGAGGAGGUGCUGAUUGGCCAAGCCAGUGUUUGGUCCGCCCUGUCCCGCCUCGUUGUCGAUUUCAGCCAAUCCAAAGCUUUCCAUUAGGGAAAUCAUUAAAUCUGUUCAUGUCAGAUUUAAAGGACCACUCUAGGCACCCAGACCACUUCAGCUUAAUGAAGUGGUCUGGGUGCCUGGUCCAGCUAGGGUUAACCCAUUUUUUCAUAAACAUAGCAGUUUCAGAGAAACUGCUAUGUUUAUGAAUGGGUUAAGCCUUCCCCUAUUUCCUCUAGCGGCUGUCUCAUUGACAGCCACUAGAGGCGCUUGCGUGCUUCUCACUGUGAUUUUCACAGUGAGAUCACGCCAGCGUCCAUAGGAAAGCAUUAUGAAUGCGGCUCUUGCCGCGUGUGCGCAUUCAGCCGACGGGGCGGAGAAGAGGAGGAUCGGUGGAAGAGAGCUCCCCUCCCAGCGCUGGAAAAAGGUAAGUUUUAACCCCUUUCCCCUUUCCAGAGCCGGACGGGAGGGGGUCCCUGAGGGUGGGGGCACCCUCAGGGCACUAUAGUGCCAGGAAAACGAGUAUGUUUUCCUGGCACUAUAGUGGUCCUUUAAUUGCGCAUAGGGAUUUGGGAUAAAACGCAAGUAGCUUUUUUUCUUUGGUUUUUAUUGUAUGUAUUGGGGCUGAUGUGUUCUAUAAUAAUCAUUGCUGUCGUUCAGGAUUAGUGGGAGUUUGAGCGCAGGGCUCAAUUUUGUAAGUUCAGAUCUGUUAGCAGCCCUUGUUGGCACAAUAUGUUUUUUUUUAAUGUUUGUUCCACAUACAAGCUAGAUCAGUUCCACUAAAUUACUUUCGUGCUGCCUCACCCGCAGUCCAGUCUAUUUGAGAGGCUCAAAGGUUGGCGUUGCCUCGUGCCCGGAAUGUUUUGCCAAUUUCUAUAAUGAGUGUCCUCCAAGCAGGCAGCAUCUGCUUUAAUGAUUUUAGUUUGAAUCCAGAAACCGCGGCCAAUCAGACAAUUCUUCGUGACAUUGAGGUCUGUUUGUUCCAGACACAGACAGUGUUUGCUUUGCUGCCAGGAUCCAGCGAGAGUAAUAAAGAAAAAAGCAGCACUGGGCAUUUGACAAUAUUCAAAUUUUUUUUUUUUUUACGUCAGAUAUUUCCAGAAAAUGUUUGUAUAUUUUCCUAUGUGGCCAAGGUAGCCAAGAUCAGACAGAGCCUGAAGGACUAAAUAAUGAUUUUUUUUUAAUAGAAAAAAAAAAGAAAGAUUGCAGUUAGAAACUUAGGAGGUUGCAUGGCCUUGUUUGGGCUCCUGAAUUAGCCUGUCCUCAGUCAUCGCAUGCCCUCUGCCCAAAAGAGUGCUUCGGAGAGCCACGGAGCUAAGCCAGUCAAGGCACUUCUCCUGCUGGGGUUAUGGAUCUGAUCCAUACUCCUCAGCCACCUACAUCUUGGGAACCUUGUUGCAACUUUAAUAAUAUUAAGUUGUCUGAAAUGGAAACACCUUUCCUCUCUAUCCUCACCUCCAAAUCCACCUUUAAGACUUCUUUAGAACAAGUUUUAAAGCUUUCUCUAGCCCAGUUAGUUUGAUUUACCCCUUCUUAUUGACUCAAGGGGAAAUUACUAAAGAAAACGCUGAAAAUGUAACUUCUUUCCCUUGCCACUUCACCCUUUUUAUUGCCUCUCUUCCCCUAUUCAAGACAUAUACUGCUCACAGACUGUGCUGUCAAUACACAUACCAAUCCAUUUUUAUUCUUUGAUGAAAAUGAACUAUUAUCUGUGUAAUUUGUGUAAUUUUCUUGAAAUUGUAAGCUCCUAUGAGCACCAUCCCUUGUUCCUGUAAGUCGAUCGUGUAUUUUGACCAUUUUACAAGGCUAUGGAUUAUGCUGGUGCUUUGUAAAUAGCAAUGUAAAUGCAAAAACAUUCCUUCUAUGCAUCUAUCCGUCCCUCUCUCUCCACUCCGUCCUACACUAGUUUUAAAACCUGUAUUAAAGAUUGAAAGAUCAGCAGAUUAGCGGGUGACCAGGUGCAUGCUUGGAUCAGGUACAUUCAAACACCUCAGACAGGUAAUUUGCAUGCAAAUGUGAAUAAUAUGAAAAACAUUUCAACACAACAUAUUACCAAGACUUUUCACUUUUGUUUCUUGAAACAGACUCACUAAUAAUACCUUAAUAUAAAAACCAUGGAUAUAGAAGUGUUGGAAGCUAACUAAUCCCCUAUUAUGAGACACGUCUCUCCGUACCAUGUACAGAUAGCUGCAGCAGCAUGUUUGGUAUUUUUUGGGGAGCAGUGUGCACUAUGUACAGUCACAUCCAAAAAUGCACUUAUUGCUGUUUCUGCAUGCCGGGUUCAGGGAAUAUAAAGACUAAACCUGCAUCUUACCCUAGCUUCCAGGCAGUGCUACAGCAGCUAAGGUGAGCUCAGAUUUCCUUAUCUUCUGUCAUUCCAGUCGCGGGCUUUCCUGGCCCCUAUCGGACACCAUUGCUCUGUUAUCUGAGCUGUCAUUGUACAAUGUUCUAAAGUAGUAGGAUUUGUUUUUGAUGGCAUAACAUCUUUUAGAAAGAAGACAUAAAUUCAAAGUAAAAUCCACUGUCAGUGCAUGGAGGAGAACUUGAUCGGAUUGCUUUGCGCACAAAAUCAAAUACAUUUUUGACCUGAUAUUUUUCUAAAGCAGGCUAUUAGAGGCUCUCCGAGCUGUCCCAGACAUUUGCCCAAACAGAUGCAGAGAAAUGGAACAAUAUGGAAAAAUGUUAUAAAAAUACAUUUUAAGAAUCAUAUUAUUUGUUACAGCAGCGAUGGUCAAAAGCCAUGUCUUCAAAUAUUGUACUACAUGUACCUUGGUGAUGGGGGCAGACUGUUAUUUAAUUUGCUGAUUGUCUUUUCACGCAAUUUUAAAAACCAUCUUUAUCUGUUUACUUUGAAGAAGCACGUCUAGGCUGGAUUUAAAAUCAGCUUGGCUAUUUCUAGCAUUGUCUAUCCAUAUAUGGCAAAUUCUCCUGAUUGUCCUGUUAAACAAGUUCUCAGUAAGUCCUGAUAAUGCUUCGCUUAAACCUCUCAAUAGGUUAACGCUAAUCUGUAUUUACAUUUAAUUAUCCUUCUUGAAAUAAUUGACUCAAUUUAAACAGCCCCACGCAAAAAGGGUUAAACAGAAAAGUAAAACAGAAAUUGUUUUCUAGAUCACCGGUUCUGCUAUAAUGGUUUGGCUCACAGAGGCGGAUAUCCAUGUGUGGUAAUGUUACUGACUGUAGAACCAUUCUCUAGGGAUCACAGCAAUCAAAGCGUUUGCUAGGACAAUGUCAUAGUUCUACAUCAAUUGACGUAUAAGAACCCUUAACUUGAAAUAGAAUUACCUGACAACUGUAAGGCUAACCCUCUCUGAGCUAAAAGACCUACUAGCAUGUUUGUCAAAGGUUGCCCUUCCCAUCCUUAGAGCGAUAUAAUGCUUUGACCCAGGUUAUGGACUGUGGCAGCAGGUUUUGGUCCCAUUUACUUCCAAGCAAAGGAAAAUAAGGCUUUUAACAUCCCACAAAUGAAAAUCAAAUAAUUUUCACAGCAAUCCUUGCCUAGUGACCCAUAAGAUUAGACAAUCGAUCAGUUUCAACCUGGCUGCCUCUUUUCAGAAGUGGAUGAGAGGCCAACUAAUCAUUAUUUACUGGUCAAACCAGCCAAGCCAUCAAGCACAAGACAUUAAUGUCAAAACUUUAAUCUAAGGUGCCCAAGAUUGUAUCUCUGUAAAGGCUGCUUAUAAGAUAGCUCUAUAAUUUGGUAUCCUGUGUACACUGAUCAGCCAGAACAUUGAAACCACUGACAGGUGGCGUGAAUAAAAUUGAUUAUAUGUUUACAAUGACACCUGUCAAGGGGAGGUAUAUGUUGAGCAGCAAGUGAACAGUCAGUUCUUAAAUUUUCUGUGUUGGAAGCAGGAAAAAUGGGCAAGCAUAAUUACCUACUUGGCUUUGACAAGGGCCAAAUAGUGAUGGCUAGACGACUGGGUCAGAGUAUCUCCAAAACAGCAAAUAUUGUGAGGUGUUCCCGGAAUGCAGUGGUUAGUACCAACCAAAAGUGGAGCAAGGUAGAACAACUGGUGAACCAGUGUCAGGAUCACUAGCGCCCAAAGCUGAUAGAUGCACGUGGGGAACGAAGGCUAGGUAGCACAGAAGAGAUACUGUAGCUCAAAUUGCUGAAAAACCCAAUACUGGCCGUGAUAGAAAGUGCAUUGCAUUUUGCUUCUGAUGGGGCUGCAUAGCAGCAGACCAGUAAGAGUGCCCAUCCCUGAAAGCGCGUUCAGUGGGGACAUGAGCACCAGAACUGGGCCAUGGAGCAAUGGAAGAAGGAUGUCUAGUCUGAUGUAUCAUGUUUUCUGUUAGAUAAGGUGAAUGGUUGGGCGUGUGUGUUGUUUACCUGGAGAAGAAAUUGCAGCAGGAUGCACUAUGGGAAGAAUUCAGACCAGCGGAGGCAGUGUUAUGCUCUGGGCAGUAUUCUGCUAGGAAACCUUGGGUCCUGGCAUUCAUGUGGAUAUUACUACCUAGAGAUUGUUGCAGAUCACAUACAACCUUUCAUGGCAAUGGUGUUCCCUGAUAGGGAUGUGCAUGGACAAAAAAUUUGGUUUGGUUCGGCACUUCCAAAAUUCUGGAUUUCAGUUCGGUUCCUCCGCAAAUUCAGCACUUCCGAAAUUUGGGAAUUCGGGACUGCAUCUCUUCCGAAAUUCGGGACUUCGCCACUUUGGGAAUUCAAGACUUCGCAAUUUCCUAACCCUAACCCUAUCUCUACCCCUAACCCUUACCCUAACCUUCACCCCUUCACCCCUAACCCUUACCCUGACUCUACCCCUUACCCUAACCCUACCCUAACCUCUCUCUCCUGUUUUGCCACUUUUCAGAAAUUCAAAGCACUUCGGAAAUUUGGCGAUUCGGGACUUCGGCAAUUCGGUUCAGUUCGGCACUUCCGAAAUUCUGAACUUCGGCAAUUCGGACCGAAACGAAUUGCACAUGUCUAUUCCCUGACGGCAUUGACUUCUUUCAGCAGUAUAAUGCACCCUGCCACACUGCAAAAGUGUUCAGGAAUGGUUUGAGGAAAAUGACAAAAAGUUCAAGGUGUUGCCUUGGCCUUCAAAUUCCUUGGUUCUCAAUCCGACUGAGCAUCUGUAGGAUGUGCUGGAACAAAAAAAUCUAAUCCAUGGAGGCCCCACCUCGCAAUUUGUGGCAUCUGCUGCUAAGGUCUUGGUGCCGGAUACCACAGGACACCUUUAGAGGUCUUGUGGAGUCCAUGCCUCAACGCAUCAGAGCUGUUUUGGCAGCAUAAGAGGGAACUACACAAUAUUAGGCAGGUAGUUUUAAUGUUGUGGCUGAUCAGUGUGUAUCACACAUAUUUUAUAUAUUUACAUUCCAUUCCAUAGUUGAAUUUGCUUUUGCAUGGUUUAAAAAAAAUAUCCUCAAUAACUGGAAAGUUUGUUACAACAUUUGAGGCUAAUUGAGGAAAAAAGACCCAAAGUUUAUGGAAUGUCUGUAACAUGGAACAGAUGGACUGAAGAUUAAUUCAUUAAUUGAUGUAACUUUGGCCACCCCCAACUGGAGUACAAAAGAUCAGCCAUUCGUGGCUUACAGUAUGUGUGGGUGAACGAGCAUUCUUAGUGUACACAGAGUUUGCAUACAAGGUGUGUGAUUAUGGAUGGGGUAGAUGUCAUGUGACACAUAGUAUGCUUUAUCUAGGAUUUACUGCUCUUAGAGGAGAAUCGAGACAAGCAAGGUCUUGCUUUGUUAUAAAGCAAUUGAUGCGUGAAUAGCUCACCUGCUUGAUUAAUCCCAUUGUAUAACCCAAGAGUUCAAGAUAAUUGCGUUAGAGAUCACCAUAAAUGCAUACAUUAAUCUCACAUAUUUAGUUUAUUUUUAAUCUCUUUGAGAGCUGGGUAACAAGUAAAUAUUACCAUGAACUAUCUCCCUUGGUCCUUAUGUAUUGGUACAGAUAGAAACAACAUCUUUUAUAUUUAUAUUCUGUACGCCGUACUGUAUGUUGCCCCGUACAGAAUCCCACUCCUUCAACAGCAACAUCAGAUGGAAACUUAACCCAAUACAGACCAGGAAUUGGGCAAAUCUUUUUACAUAAUCUAAGCUUGUUUGAACAGGACCAUCAUCACCAUGUGUUCCUGUAUAUACAUUUUUUGUUGUUUGUUAAUUACAUCUACUAGUUUGCUAUAGAUAGCAAUAAUUUGACACAUCAGGUGAGUUAUUUGGUCCUUAGUUGAAUAACAAGCAGGGAUUUCGAAUUUUAGAGUGCCUCUCUGCCUUUCUAGAUUAUAUUGGAACCAGAUAAAUUCAAGUAAAGUUUGACAUACCUUUCUACCCUUGCCACAGUGGCCUCACUGCAGCCACUGCUCCACCACUGCUGAAAUCAUCAUUACUAGUCUCCUGUGCAUGCGCGGAAAUCUCAUUCCUCCAUCAAUCAGCAUCUCCUCAUAGAGAUGCAUUAACUCAAUGCAACUCUAUGGGGAGCGUUUAGGGUCUCAAUGCAGAGAGUAAAGAUGCUGAACGUCCUCUUGCAACAAUUGCAGGACUGCAGGAAGGUCUUUAGAUGAGGUUGCAAGGACAGCCUCUUUGCACUAGAACCACUAUAUUAAAGGACCACUCUAGGCACCCAGACCACUUCAGCUUAAUGAAGUGGUCUGGGUGCCUGGUCCAGCUAGGGUUAACCCAUUUUUUUAUAAACAUAGCAGUUUCAGAGAAACUGCUAUGUUUACAAAUGGGUUAAUCCUUCCUCCAAUUCCUCUGUGAUUUUCACAGUGAGAGCACGCAAGCGUCCAUGCGCAUUCAGCCAAAUGGGAGGAACGGAGGAGGAGAGCUUCCCGCCCAGCGCUGGAAAAAGGUAAGUUUUAACCCCUUUCCUCUUCCCAGAGCCGGGCGGGAGGGGGAGAAUUUUCCUUUAAGGCCCUGAUAAAACAUUUAUUUUUUUAAACCAAAUCCGAACAUUGAGAGUGAAUUCCUUAAAGAGAGAAGCACAUGCACAUCAUUUCAAACUGAAGGACAUGCUAUUUCUUUUUUUACCAUAUAGAGUUUGAUCGACUGAAGUCUCCCUGCCUAGAUGGUAGAGUAAGAUUUGAAUAGCAGUUCAUCUUUCUCUAUGUAGAUAGGAAGGGGUGACAAAAUGAGUUUUCAUCUUCAUCUGUGUAAAUUUGUAUCACAAUAUCUCCACAGUAGAGAAUUACAAAGCAUUCUGGAUCUUUAUAAAGGAAUGAUGCUAUUAAAUAAUCGUAUGAAUCAGUCUAUCUGAUCUGUUAUUACAGACGUGACUGUAGAAAGAGAUUUAAUAAUAAUGAUGUACAAACCGGUUGUCUCUUUUCUUCUUUCUAUUGCUAUUUAGUGGAAUCAGACCAAUUUAUACUAGAGUGGUGUAUUUUGGGAUCCUGGGAUAUUGAAUGUAUACAAAUGUGUAUUGUUAAAAUCACUCCCUAAAUGUAGCAGUUCUAUGGACUGAGAGAGAAUGCUAAUAUGUGCAUAUUUGCAUCUACCGUUACUGCAAAUGUCCUUAAAGGGACACUCAAGACUGCAAUACAAUAAAGGGUAUAUGUUUUUGUUUUGUUUUCUUUCUUUAAAAGAUAACAAUCGUACAUUUUUCUCUCUUAAAAAUAAAUAAAUGAAGUUUACAUUUAAUGAAAAUGUAUGAUAUUUAAUGGAUGUAUAUUUUUUUUCUAUACCUUUCUAUCUGGCUGAGCAGCCUUUUUGAGUCAGACUUUACGGUUAUCUGACCAACUGCUGCUCAAGCUAACUUGCCUGCUGCAGUAAUUGCUCUGUGUGAAACUGCAGCAGCAGGCACAUUGGGUUGAGCACCAGUUGGUCAGAUAACCAUAAAGUCUGACCCAACAUGGCUACAUGGCUGCAGUAAUUGCUCUGUUUGAAACUUCAGCAGCAGGCACAUUGGGUUGAGCACCAGUUGGUCAGAUAACCGUAAGGUUAACAAGGCGACUUUUAAAAAAAUGUCAAAAAAUAAAUGUACAUUUAAAAAAUAAAUAAAUACUUUCCAUUAAAUGUAAUAAACUUGUAGAAAAACAGACGCGUGAAAAAUUUGACGACAGUCUGUUUUUUUAAAUUUUGUUUGUUCUGUAAUGUAUUUUCUAUGUAAUGCAUUAACACGUGUAGCGGAUGGCACUGGGCUGUCCUGAGAAUUACAUAUGUUUUGAAUGCAUUUGUGUAAAUGGCAAAGUUAUGUGUGUUAAAUGUAUUGUAUUCGUUUGAUUGUUCGGUAGUUUCCUUCCCUUAGUUUGGUCGAAUGAAACUACCGAACAGUCAGACCUCCCCUUUGUGAAGUGUGCCCUCAAUUACCCGUUUCAACAUUGUCCUUUGUUCUCGGGGGUGGCCGCCAUUCGGGAAACGAACACAUGGCGGCGGCCAUUUUAAAACUCCUGAACAGCAGUGUUUUGCCGUCGAGUGUCUGGAACUCAAAUCGGACACUCGACAAGGCGAACACCGCUGAGACCUCCAAAAGCUGUUCGGUUCCAAACUACCGAACGGCCCCUCAUUCGGUAGAUAGAAACAACCGAACGAGGAGAUUCAGGCGAACCCUCCCUAGUCUCUGUAGCUGGAGGCUUUCGUGCAGUUUGUUCCCUUACUCCAGGACAGACCGCAGGGCCCCAUCGCAUGGAACCCCAUUCGGCUGUUCUUUCCAGUGCAGUCGGUCAUUUUAUUCCCUCCAUAAAUUUCCCGAACCCCUGGUCUGAUCUGGGUGAUUUUUGGAUAUGUUGUUCACCCAGAUCAGGGCUACCAGGGGAUGUAUAAUUUAAAGUGGUACCCCUAGGUUUAGGGGUACAUCCAGAAACGGGGGGAAUUGGUGUCUUGGAUAAGGGGAUUAUGAUGCAGGCUGAGGGGAGGAGAUGUGUGGGAGGUUACCAGAGCAGGAUUGGCCACUGUACAAAUUAAUGGAAAUCCCUCCCUUGCAUGGGAGCAGGCUUUAUAAGGCCACUGUCUGAAUAAAUCUUUAGUUCUGCUCCUGAUACUGUGUGUCGUCCAGUUAUUGGGAUUGCUGUUGGGAUACUGCUGUGGUACUUUGCCUGCUGGAUACUUUACCCUAUGGAUUUAUAAUUGCUUGUUCCUGAACCUCCCUGGGAUCUAAAGUGGAGAUCUGCUGUGUAAUACCAGCUCUCCGCUACAACAUGUAAUGUGUGUAGCUAACCGCUGUCCCUUUAAUAUCAUUUCAUAAAUCUAAUAGCACAAUGUACUUAGACGGAUGCCUGGUGUGUAUCUCUGCAUCUAGAGAUAAAUAUGUCAGAUGUCAUCUCUUGCUACAUGUGUCUUUAAUAGUUUAAAGCCGUAAUUAGUCAUUGAUCCUUGCGAUUGCUGUGCAUUUUAUCCACUGGCUAGAUAGCGCUGUAAUUUCCUGAAGUGCUCACAUCUGGCAGAUGACUCUUCAGAUUGCCUGAGAUAGCUGCUCUUACAAACCUUCUCUUUAUCUGUACCUCCAAAGCCUCACCCUGCCAUAGCAAAACAUGAUUAACACUGGCACUUGACCAGGGUUAACCCUCUCACCACUGUUUCAGUGGAUUAAAUCAGGCAAGUCUUCACUUAGAGUGAUAUGUGGGGAGCAUUCACCACUUGAGAAUAAAAAUGAAUGAUCCAUUUAUUAUUCAUUACAAAAUUCUUUCGGAGAAAAAAAAUAAUACAAUUAAAAAAAAAAAACAGUUUGUAUACAUAAUGCAAGAAUAAAUGACAAAACAAUGUUUGAUUUGACGUGUGUUUUUGAGAUCAGAUCAGACCCCAUAGAUUAUAAUGAGAGGCUCCUGAGUGGCAGAACCUCUUCAUGUUGAGAGAGCAAUCUGCCUGCUUCCAACACGUACUGUGCAAGUACGGUAGCUUUAGCAUCCUUAAAAAGUGUUUUUGCCAUAAUUUGUUUUAAUGCUAUAUCUAAAUAAUACAUUAAAAUGGAAGGGAUUGCAGACAACUGUGCUCUUUACAGAAUGAAGAGCAUGAAAGGACAAAUCAUUUUCAAAAAUUGUCAAUAUUAUAAUAACAUGUUUAAUACGUGUACAGAACUUGCUUGAAUUCUGGGUAACUCAUAGCAAUCCAGCAUGUUAAAAUGUCGAUUUGGGAAUAAUUCCACCUGUAGUAAAUACGGUGACCUGUCUAAAGCCAGGUAUUAAAGGAACACUAUAGUCACCUAAACACCUUUAGCUUAAUGAAGCAGUUUUAGUGCAUAUAUCAUGCAUCUCAGGUGUUACUGCUCAAUUCACUGUCAUUUAGGAGUUAAAUCACUUUGUUUCUGUUUAUGCAGCCCUUGCCACACCUCCCCUGGCUAUGAUUGACAGAGCCUGCAUGAAAAAAAAAAACUACUUUCACUCCCAAUCAGAUGUAAUUUACCUUAAACAAUUGUAUGUCUUUCUCUGUAAAUUGAACUUUAAAUCACAUACAAGAGGCUCUUGCAGGGUCUAACAAGCUGUUAACAUAGCAGGGGAUAAGAAAAUCUAAAUUAAACAGAACUUGCCAUAAAGAAAGGAUAAACUUUAGAUGGCUCUUUACAGGAAGUGUGACUAGGGUUCAUAAACAAAGUGAUUUAACUCCUAAGUGACAGUGAAUUGAGCAGUGAGGCUGCCGGGGCAUGAUCUAUACACCAAAACUGCUUCAUUUAGCUAAAUUUGUUUUGGUGACUAUAGUGUCCCUUUAAAGAACAUUUCAGGCUGCUAUUGAGAUCGGCUCAUAGCCUCCUCUACAUUCUGCCCAGUUUUUUUACAUUGUACUAGUGAGCAGGCUCCUGUACAAUACGGGGUGGGGAGUGACAUUAUGAGGGGCAAAGGGAUUGACCGGAGCACUGGUUGAUUCUUAUAUUUGAUGGAUAGGAAACAAACCUUGCAAAUACAUAGGUUACUAUGGAAUAGGGUUAAACAAACUGAUUGUAAGAUUUGGAUGUUAGACAGCGCCUGCCAACCAGGGGUCCUAAAUAGAAAAAGAUCUCGCAGUCUGUGGUUUUUAGCAUUUCGAUCAUGCCAUCAGCGAAUGUAAACAAUAUGGAGGCGAGAGCAGGUGGUUUAGUGUCAGAAUCUCAACAUGUGGACAGGGAGUGCUAGUCUGAGAGCCCCUUGGCAUUUUGGGGUUCUCACUGUGUAAAUAUACAUGAUAUGCAGAAGACCAGAGUUGGGAAUCAUCUUAGAUGGUGGAUUUGGAUGGGAUUUAAGAGUCUAAAAGUGGGGAGGUCAGAGUGGAUGUUAAGACUGAUUUUAAAGCUGGUCAUGUACCGAUAGAUGUUCUAAGUAAAGAACGACCAUUUUGUGACUUGUUCCCGGCUUUCUUUAUGUAUGCUUAUUUUAUAAAUUAACUUCUUAUGUGAAUGUUUCUCUCUUUCUCUGCUUGAAGGUUAUAAAUUAAUUCCCCUCCCCGAGUAAGGAGUAAAAGAAAAUCAUUAUUUUUCCUGUAGCCUUCUUUACUCAGGCAUCAAACGGCCAGCCCUUGCUCUUCCCUUUAUCUCUUGCCAAGUGUAGACUAAAGGCCAGAGCGUAAUACACAGGCUUGAGCAUCGUAAUUCAUUGCAAGUCAUCUGAAAUGAGACGUACAGCUUAAACUGUUCCUUUCUGCCUCCAGGUGACAUAUGGAUCAUUUGAUUACACUUCAUUGCUGUACCUGUCGGACUACUCCAGAGACUUUGAGGGCGGGAGAUUUGUAUUCAUAGAUUCAGGAUCAAACAGCACUGUGGAGCCCAAGGCUGGUGAGUAAUCAGAAGUGAUGUUCAUGCAUGCAGAUGACUAUGUUAAAAGUGAGGUUCAGUCAGCAGGAAGUAUUGAGGUGAAAUCAGACGCCUUCCACCAAUAUUCUAGGUUUUUCCGUGGGUUCGAAUAAAGGCUUCUAUUUCAAAGAGAAUCUUUGGCCUAUACAGAGAAGCACAGCACCAGGUUUUUCUCCAGUUGUAACAGAUGACAAAACUCAGUAGUGUUUUAGUUUGUGAAGGAUCGAAGCAUACUAUUUCUUGUGCUGUUAGGAAUACCUCAGGCAAAAUGAAACCUGGAUUUUAAAGGGGAACUAUCACUUCUUUGGAAUGUACAGAAUUGAAUAAAACAUAGAAAAUAUAAGAUGUAUGGAACAGAAACUAUUCCUUUUCCUGUCCGUGCAUUUUCUAGAAAGCAGCCGUGAUGCUAGCAUGUAACUUUGUAAAUGCAUGGCUUUAAAUUCCAACUCUGGGGUGAAUUUCUUCUACUCGCCAUGCUAAAUAGCUUGGGCCAAACAUUGAGCUGUGUGUGUGUGUAUAUAUAAUAUAUAUAUAUAGUCCUCAUGCUGAUGAUUUGCAUUAACAUUGAAACAGCUGUCCAUGAGUGGUUUACUGGCUUUGCAUCAUUUCCUAAGUUGUUUCAAAACUGUUAUAUGCAGCAAACACAGACUCAAAGAAAUCCAUGUUUAAAAUGGAAUGAGGCAAAAAUUGAUUCUUUGUUAAAAUAAUUUGCAUAUGACCAGAAUCCUUUGCAGUAGUAACAUCACUGCAGAUUUGUGAUUUCUGUGGGAAAAGCAAGUCUUAUGGCUUGACUGGUGUGCAGAUUUUUGUUUAACAUUGUAUUCACUAUCCACAGACUUCAGGUGGAAGGGGUUUUCAAUCAAACUUUCCCCCCCACUAUAACCUAUAUAUAUAGUCCAGUAGAUAAGAUGCCAAAAUAUAUGUGUGUGUGUGUGUGUGUGUGUGUGUGUGUGUGUAGCACAUUUUAUUUGUUUUGUGUGCUGGUUCCAGAAAUACUCAAACAUAGGUAUUGAGAAAGAAUAAUUUAUUUUGGUUAGUUGGCAGUUCCAACCCUUUGAUCCUCUUCCUGCCUGGGUUAAAGAAAUUAUUAUUUUCUGUGGUGUCAGUAUAUGGAAACUAGAUCGUGUCCAUAAUGGUGUGUUCCUCUUCCAUAUUCCCUGCCACUUGGCAAUGAAUGUUUUGACGUGUGAUCAGACGGCACCUGGCACAUGCAGUGAGUCGUGCUUUCCUUCCUCUGCACUGUUCAAUACUUUGACUGCUCACGAGCAGAUUCAGUUGUCAUUUCAAAAAAGCAAAAAGUCCUGCAGAUUCCGAAGCUUCUCUUUUGUCUGGAACAGGAAGUCCUAAAGCAGCCUUUACUGCCAUGUGUCUGCUUUGGAGUUUUGAUAAGUUUGAUCUCUAACAUUAUAUGCACAAACAUCUUGAAAAACAGUCCUUUGGUUCUGCAUUGGAGUGCGUGAGACUUUAUCACCCACUAGAUCUAGGAUUUUCUGUAAGAAUUUCAGCAAACAAGUGCAUGGAACAUCCCCUUUACUUUGAACUUUCUUUUAGGGCCAUGCUGCCCAUUUAACAGAUUUAUUUAUUUAAUAUUCAAGUUGCCAUCAGUAUGAUGUAAUGAUAGCUAUGGGGUUCUGAAGCUCAGGCGUUUAAUAUUGGAAACUCCAGUGUUGCAUGUUAAGUAAUCACUGGGGUGAAGCAUUCGACCCACAAAUACAUUAUGUCUCAUUUUCCCAAACAAUGGCCAGAUCCUUCCCUCCAGCAUCCCCUUUCUCACACUAAUUAUUGGCUCUAGAUUAAAUCAAUUAGAAGCCUGUCGGAAGAGAUGAGGUGAGUUAACCACUGCACCAGCGUUUACUUUGACUGCUGAGCUGCGGCAAAGUAGCUAGAAGCCGAAUGCAUAUUGUAAAGAGCUCUUCUGAGAAAGACACAUCAUGAUCUAUUACCUACACCUACCCGUGUGAAGUGUUCCAGCUUUUUACAACAUCCAUUUAACAACUAGUGCGGGGAUUACAGGCAAAACCUGCUCCAUAUCACAAACCUUGAAAUUAUUGCAAAACAAGAGCCACUUUGCUUUUCUACUACAGUACAAAUCCAGAUGCGUGCUCUGUUUAUUUAAUAUAUUCAUUUUAUGUUUCCAGAUCAGAUUGUGUAUCUUUUCAGCACAGCUCAUGAUCCAUGCAACCACUAUCAUCUGAUCAGUCAUUUUCUCCAGGUUUGAGAUAUGUCUACGCUCCAAACACUUUACUGAUCGUUGUAGGGGUUUUAGGUCUUUGCUUAGACAAGCAAGUUGGAGGUGAAACACCUAUAGCUGAGUGAGCUUGGAGAUAAUUCAGUAAGGACGGUUUAUGCUGAUGCAUGUUGACACAAUUUCUACUACCUGCCCUGAUCUAAUCUUCUAUGGUGCCUGCUCUGACCCGAUAUGCUCCUCUUGCCCUGACCUAAUCUCUUCUUCCUGCCCUAACCUAAUAUAUACUGCUGUCCUUGAACUAAUAUAUGCUGUCUUCCCAUAUUUACAGCGACACUGUUAUUAUUUUCCUUUAUUCUAUGCUAUAUUGUUAUAGUAUAGUCUUUCUGGAGAGCCAGCUGAAGGUUGUGAUGAUUUCACAUGGUUAAUACAGAAAAAAAUAUUUUUCACAAGAACCUCCUACUGUUCCUUAAUCUUUCAGUACAAUUCUGUGUUAAUUUCUCAUUCCUGGGGUGCAGGAGAACCUGCGCUAUAAUAUGGGGCUCUUCAACAGCAGAUGAUCGCUUCAGGGAUAAGCGAUGGAGGAAAAACAUCAAACUGAGAGCAGAACAUAAACUCAGCAUGGGCUGCAGCCAGGAGAUGCGCGCAGCAAUUACUUACUAG